UACUCUAGGCCUGGUUUUGUGAAUGUCUACCAGCGGACCAGUGGCAGUACCAUGACGGUGGUACCGCGCGACGUGACGUGCCCAUAACAGUGCAAGAAUGUGACACGAAUAUUGGAUGGCAUUUGCCGGUCAUGGAAUUACGACCGGGCUUAUCGUGUCUUCAAGGGCGCUCCGUUGUCCUGCCUGGGGGACAUGACAAGGAAGGGCGCCCCAUUUGCCUUGUGAAUAUUCCGGCUGAAAGCCCGCCCCUGAACAUCGUCUCUUCCCUUCAGUAUCUCCUUUCAGUUUUCAGCGAAUCAAGCCGCACCCGCGGCAUUACCGUCAUCAUCGACGCCCGCAAAGGUCCUUGGAAAGUAGCUCGUUCAUGUAUUCGUCAAGUGAGCAACAUCUUCACCGAGGAGGACCCUUCCCAAAUCCUCGUUCUUCGUCCUGAUGCAUUUUGGGACAAGCAACGCGUGGAAAACUGCACGCAAACCGAUGGCCAAGUCGUCUUCAUUCCAAGAUGUCGCUUAAACAAGUUCGUGGACCAGUCGCAGCUUCCACUCGAACUCGGCGGCAAUUUCAUCUACAACCACGACAAGUGGAUUGAAAACAGACAAAAAAUCGAAGAAUUUUCAAAAGAGGCAAACGCAGUUUUGAGGGACUUGGACGAGCUUUGCCAGUACAUAACCAACCACAAGCAUAAUAGAUCAAGCGAUUUAGAAGAGAUUUUGAACACGAGUUCCGAAAUGGCCGAAGCGACGCGAAUCCUAGUCCAGAAUUUGACCGAAACGGGACAACAACUCCUCCAAACCAUAGAACACUCGAAUAGAACUCGAAAAUUCGCUUCGGAGUUCGAGUCAAUGUCCACGCCGCAGGAAACCCUCGAUACCAUCACUCGUAUUGACCAUUUAGUCGUCACCAUGAAGACCAAACAGCAACAAAUCGAAGAUUCGUGGCUCAAACUUCAGAAAAUAGUCAUCGAUACCAAAGACUUGAGUUUGCUUGAAGACGGCGUUGUUAAAGUCACCAAUUGGAUCUUGGGACCUGCUGAAAAUUUGCUCAAUUCGAAACAGAGAGUGGGUUAUGAUGUGGCUUCAGCCGAGGAGUUGAGGAGGGAGCAUGAAGCGAUUGAACUGCAAUGUUGGGACACUUACGGAGCUUAUGCCGAACUCAUUCACAAGAUUAAUAGUUUCCCCAAGAACGAAUUAGUGGAUUUUCAGUAUAAAGAUUUGGUUUCGCAGAAGGAUUUUAUGGAUUUUGUUUGUCGGAGCUUUGCGUUGAGGUUGGAGAAGAGGAGGAAUGUUCUGAUUACGUCGCUGAGGUUCUUCCGAUUGGUUUCGGAGUAUUUUGACAGGACAGGAGAAGUGUUUGAUUCCUUGGUGAUGGGGAGCAAAGUUGUUGAUUUUACUACAGCGGGGCAAAAAUUGAAGCAAUUGCAAGAGAGUCAAGCUAACUUAGAUGCUGUUGAACGCGAGUUGGUCAAAGAAGGUGAAAAACUCUCCGACAUGCUUUCAAUGCCCAUCAAAGACGCCCUGGGCCGUGAAAUUUUCGUCGACUAUGCUGAAGACAUCGUCAACGUCCGAGACAUCCUCGACGCGACCACAGCCCGAAAAAAUAUCUUCAGCGAUAGCGUCGAACUCCAAAAACUAACCCUUGAACAAAUCACCCACAUUUACAACUAUGAGAAAGAUGUUGCUCAAGCCAUCCAAUGGCUCGACGAGCUUUUCCAAGUCUUGCUGAAAGAUCACGGCCAUGUCGGAUGCACAGUUUACGAAAUUCAGACACAGAAAGAUGAACAUCAGACUUUUCAAGAAACUGCAAAGGACACUUAUAAUUACGGUUGUCAAUUACUUUACGCCUCUCUCCAGUUACGUCAAUCGUGCAAAUUGUCUUUAGACGACCAUGAAACUCUUAGUGAAAGAUUGAAGUACUCGUGGCAACGACUUUUGGGUGUUUCACAAGAACAAAUGACGAGAUUGAGGGUCAGUGCUGUGUUUCAUCGUUCGGUUGAGGAGCAUUGUAAUCAAAUGAGGGAUUUGAGGGAGGCUGUUGCAACCAUACCGCUCAUGGAUUUGGUGAAGAAGAAAGCGAGAGUGAAGCAUUAUUUUGGAGUGAGGGAGAAGUUGAUGGUUGAGGUGGGGAGGAUGGUGAGGUUGGGACGAUUGUUGAGGAGUCGAUUGAGGGAACCUUUGUAUUACAAUGAAACUGCGUCAAGUCCUUCCAUCGAAACCGAUUUAGGUUCAGAAGAAGGCACCGAAUCAGGCGGAGACAACGAAAUCGCUAUUGAAGCCAUCUCCGAGCGACUCACCGAAGUGACAGGAUUGGCUGAAGAGCUGGAUCAAGCCCUCCAUAGCGCUCAACAAGACUGCUCAAUUCUGACCUCAUCGGCCACUUCCACAUCGGUCACUUCUUCCGAACCCGAAACUGUGGUUUCUGUGAAAACAGUCAUGGAAGAGUCGAAGACCCCCAAACCCGAAGAACUGAAAAGCGACGACGAAUUCCUCACCGCCUCCGAAUGCACUCUUCAACACUCCCGAUCCUCGUCCUACAACACGGCCUCGGAAUGCGAGCAUCGCUACUCGCCUUGGUGGGACUACGACAAGUCCAGCGAGGAGGCAAACAAGGAAAAAAUGGUCCUUGCAGUGGGCCUCCCGGAUUUGCCUCCGCCCAAAACUGUCCUGAAACCCUCCCCGGAGGCGCCUCCGGGAAAAAUCGUCCACGAAGUGAUCGAGACCACCCACCUCAAGGUGCAGCAUUCGCACACUUUGGGGGUGGCAUCCUUCGUCCUGACCUCCGAGACUGUCAGAGACGGGAAAGGGGAGGAAGUCAGGGGGGCGCAGGCCGAGGUCGAGGGGUUUGAAAAGAGGGUGAAGGAGUGUGGCGACUGGAUUAAUCUCAAAAUACUGGAAAUUACCCCGGAAUUGACCACUUUAGGGGAUAAUCUUGCCGAAGCUCAGGAAUUACAGAAAGCUCACGAUGAAGUUCUUCGUCAACUUAAAAACAAACAGAGCCCCGUCGAGGAGCUUCUCCGCCAAGCCGACCAACUGAUCGCCACCCAAAGGCCUCGAGCCGAGGUCUACGCCGCUAUGGCUGAGUCCUUAGGCCGCGCCUGGAAGGACAUCAACAGUUUACUCGAACUCCGGAAGGAAAUCCUCGAUUUGAACGUCCUUUACCACACCAAAGCCCAGGAAUUUUUCCAAAGAAUGGACGAGCUUGAAGCUUCUUGCACGGAUAAAGUUAUUCCUAUUGAAAUCGAAGCUGUGAAAAGCUUUUUGAACAUGAUCCACGACUUGAGACGGGCUUUACUUGAGUCACUCAUGGGGGCGUUGCAGGCGGGUAAUACGCUUUUGGGGAAAUUGAAGGAACUGGGGGCUGAAGGCACACUCGAUUCGCGACCCGAUCGAAUCCGACCUUCUGUAAAUCGAGCAAUAAAUCAAGUUCAGGGAUGGAUGGAUCAGCUGCAUCUCAAGAGACAAGUUUUAGAAGCGACUUUCAAUAGGAGGAAGACCCAGCUAGAACAGUGUCUUGCUUUGGCGAUGCUCGCAGCUGAUUUGCACGAACUUGAUGAUGUUGUACAUGAGAGAAGACGGCUUUUGGCCAGUACUGAUCAACUGGGUGAUUCCAUAUCAAGUGCGGAAUUACUCCUCAACGAGCACAAGAAACUACUCCCGGAAGCGAAGCAACUGCAAGAGCGAGCACUGAAAAUAACCAAAGCUACAGAACAACUUGUUGCUUCCGGUUGUUUCGCUGGGGAACAAGCAGCUGGACAAUCAUACGAAAUUCUUUCUGCCACUUCCGACUAUUACACUGAAGUCCAAAACCGGGAAAUUCUUCUUGAACGAGUCCUCCAGUUCUUCAAAUCCGCCCAAAAUGCUUUAACCAAAUUGGAUCAACUUGAACACCAGUUAACUACAACCAAGUUACCAUCAACCUCACAACAACUGAUCCAAUUGCACGCCCAAAGCUCUAGAUCUAUAGAAGAGGUCACCAGUGCGCCGAUCGCAGAAGGCCAUGCUAUUCUGGAUCUAGUGGGAAGAGGCCGUCCGGGCACCGAAGGUGUUAGACACAAAGUUGAAGAGUUGGAGAACAGGAAAAUUGCUCUGGAUCGACUAUGUGUUGCUCACAAGGAGGAAAAUAUUCGAAUUAAUAAAGCCUUGAAUAAUUUCUUGGAGAAGCACAAUGAGAUUUAUUCGUGGUUAGUGAGCGUCGCUGAGGCUUUUCUUCACGAGCACCGAAAUAUGGGCGAUGAUCUACCCCUGGCCAGGGAUUUCUUGGAUUUGCACAACCAAUUACUCAACGAUUUACAGACGAAAGGGAACGAAAUAAACGCUUUGAUACUAACACUGCCGCCAAUUCUGGAAUUUUUGGAAGAUAACCAGAGAAAGGAUGUCGAUUCCAAAGUGGAGGAGAUGCACGAAAGAUGGAUUAAUUUGAAGAAUGUUCUAGAGAAUAGAUUGGAUCUGGCGAGGAUUUAUGUCAAGUUUCAUAUGGAAGCGGAUAUUGUUAAUCAGGAGAUGGAUAAUUUGGAAAGAGAAUUGAUGCAGAAUCAGGAUAGGGUUACAGAUGACAUGAUGAGGCAUUUGGAGGAGAAAUGGGAGUCAUUGGUGCCACUCUACCAGUCGGCCAAGAAUACGGGGUUAACCUUUAUCGACCAAGCUAACAAGGUAUCUGAACCGUAUCUCGACACGAAGCGAGCUUGUCUGUGCGUGGAGUCCGUGCUGGAACGGCUGUCGGGACGACAGUUACUUGUGACCAGAAAUUGGCAGACUUUCCAUGCACAAGUUGUGGAAAAACGCGAGUUGUUGGUGCGACUGGAGCAAACGAUGGCUGAGAGCACCAAGACUAUAAACUGGGUGACGAAGCUCGACGAACAAUUAUAUCCGGUAAUAACGACGAAUUCGACGAAUCCCAAAGAAAUAACAACACAUCUGUGCUCCAAAUUAGAAAAGGUGCUACCAGACGUACGAAAAGCACAAGUCGAAGUGGAGCAACGAAUCAAAACUGCGGAAAGUCUUAUCACCAAGACGCAAAGUAGCGAUGAGAAGACUGUAAAUUUAAAAAGUAAAUUAUCAGAAUUGGGGAGAAAGUUGUCAGAUGUUGCGAACGACUAUCAGGUGCUUUUGGAGAUGCUUAUCUCUUAUUUCAAGAAUUUGGUCGAGUUGGAUAGGAAAGUCGAAGAUUUUAAUGUGAAAACUGGUGCUGGCGAUAUCACCAGUGUUGAAAGUUUGAUAAGGGACCACGAAAUUUCCAAACAGACGGUUUUGGAACUUUUUAAUAGGGCGAGAUUAGAGUGCGAGAAUGUUGUUCAAAGAAUCUCAAGGCAAGAACCACCACAAGCCGCCGAUUCCGACAUUCAGAAACUCCAACACAUCUUGGAACUUAAGAGGGACAAUUGGGAGAAUCAAUGGCGGCAACGAAGAGACUCUCUAGAGGCCCAAAGACAAUUAUGUCAAUUUGAUACCGACUUGAGACAAAUUAAUGACACUCUUGACGAUCUGGGUAACCAAUUGGAAGACAUGAAAGGGAAAUAUGGCGAAUCUUUGUCUGCUGCUAAAGCAACGUCUCAUGCUUUCGUUUACUUUGAGAAGACCGUUGAUAUGCUCCAACAACGAAUCAACGCCUUUUUGGACACAGGCGAGAAACUGCUAGCCGAACGCCAUGCACAGUCUCCUCAUAUCCAAAAGCAAAUCUCCCAGUUGCAAGACCGGUGGAACAAUUUUAAGAAACAAGUCCAAGAAACACGAAAUUUGAUCGAUCUGAGUAUCCAGUUCUUCGAGCUGGUUGAAGAGGCAAAUGAAUGGUUCCGUGAAGGCAGCCGUCUCCUGAUUAACAUCGCCCGGAAAUCAAAUCUUGUCAAAAAGCCUGAGGAAGCCCAACAGUUGCUUAACGAAAUUGAAAUUUUCCUUAAACCAGGUGAAGAAAUGCAAAAUAAAAGGAUUCGGAAGAUAACUGAACUGGCAACAAGAAUUUUUGGCCCUCAACAACACUCAACAAUUGAUCAAGUCUUGCAGGAGAAUCGAGGAAUGCUCGAAUCGUUUUCUAGUAUUACCAGUGAGAUUAGUCAAUUGGCUGAGAAUUUGAGAUUAGCGGAAGAACAAAGAUUAAGGGAAAUUCAGGAGGCUAGGAUUCGAGCGGAAGAAGAAGCUAGAAGAAAGGCUGAAGAAGAAGCAAGGUUGCGAGCUGAAGAGGAAGCUAGACGUAAGGCUGAGGAAGAAGUUAGAAGGAGAGCGGAAGAAGAAGCCAGACGCAAAGCAGCUGAAGAAGAGGCUAGACGUAAAGCUGAGGAAGAAGCUAGAAGAAGGGCGGAAGAAGAWGCCAGACKCAAAGCAGCUGAGGAAGAGGCUCGAAGAAAGGCUGAGGAAGAAGCUAGACGCAAAGCAGCUGAGGAAGAAGCAAGACGUAAAGCUGAGGAAGAAGCUAAAAGAAGGGCGGAAGAAGAAGCUAGGCUCAAAGCAGCUGAAGAGGAAGCUAGACGUAAAGCUGAGGAAGAAGCUAGAAGAAGGGCGGAAGAAGAAGCCAGACGCAAAGCAGCUGAGGAAGAGGCUCGAAGAAAGGCUGAAGAAGAAGCUAGGCGCAAAGCAGCUGAAGAAGAAACUCGAAGAAAAGCGGAAGAAGAAGCUCGACGUAAAGCAGCUGAAGAAGAAGCUAGACGCAAAACUGCUGAGGAAGAAGCUAGACGAAGAGCGGAAGAAGAAUCCAGGUUAGAAGCCGCUCGAAUUCAGGCUUUGGAAACUCAGAAGCCCAAAAUUGAAGCUCCUGUUUUCACUUCCCCUCUCAGUGACGCCAUCAUCCAGGAGGGUUCUCGAUUUACUUUCAUGUGUCAUGUGACCGGUACCCCCGUCCCAGUUGUAACAUGGUUUAAGGAUGGUAUUUCAAUCCAGAACAAUCCUGAUUACCAGACUACUUUUGACCAAGGUUUGUGUACUCUAACUAUUGAAGAAACUUUUGCUGAAGAUUCGGCCAAAUAUACUUGCAAAGCCAUCAACGCGGCUGGUUCUGCCGAAACAAGUGCUUGUUUAUCGGUGAAAGAAACGGAACCGGAAGAACAGUUAUCACCACCUACUUUUGUGAAGUUGUUAGAACCGGGAAGUGCAAGAGAAGGAACGAGUUUCCAGUUUUAUUGUAAAGUGGAGGGAAAUCCGUUACCGACAGUGCAGUGGUUUAAAAAUUAUGACUGUAUCGACAAUUCUCCGGAUUAUGUGAUUACGUAUAAUAAUGGAGAGGCAAUUUUGAAGUUUGAAAAAGUGGUGUUGGAAGAUAAGGCCGAGUAUACGUGCAAGGCGACCAACGAGCUGGGGGUGGCGCAAAGCACGGCCAGCUUGAGUGUAACACCUCUGGAGCCCACCGAAGCGCCCAAGUUUAUCUUGCCUCUAUCCAACGUGAUGGCGAGGGCCGGCCAGAAAAUAAAAUUGGAAUGUGAGGUUUCUGGAUUGCCCCCACCGAUCCUCACUUGGACACACAACGGCAAAGCGGUAAAGGAAGCGCGCGAUCUUAAGUUACAAUUCGAGGGAAAUAAGGCGACUUUGCUCGUGUUCGAGGCCUUUCCCAAAGAUGCAGGGACGUACGUCGUGAACGCCAAAAAUCUUGCCGGAGAAGCGUCGAGUGCUUGCAGCGUUUCGGUUAAAGGAAGACUCCCGACGGAAACAUCAGAUUCGGAACUUGCCAGUGACAUGGAACCGGUCAAACCUUCCAUCCAGUUACCCCUAACUAACGUUAGUGUAACUGAAGGUAACAGAGUUCGCCUAGAUUGUGUCAUAGUAGGCCAACCGGAACCGGAAGUCAUUUGGUACCACGAUGACCGACCCGUUAAAGAAUCCCCAGAUUUUCAACUACUAUUCCAAGGAGAUCGCUGUUCUUUGAUCAUCCAGGAAGCCCUCCCGGAAGACGCUGGUCAGUACAAAGUCGUGGCUCUCAACUCCGCUGGUGAAGCUUCCAGUAAAUGCUCACUAACUGUAGUACCGGAUAGCGCAACCAAACCACUGGAACCAGAAGAACCACCUGGAACUCCCCCUAAAUUCACCAAACUCCUCGCCGAUGUUCUCGUCUCCGAAGGGGAAAAAGUCCAGUUUGAAGGGUGCGUAACAGGAGAACCCACACCAGAAAUCAAAUGGUUACUCAACAACCAACCAAUUGCACCCACCGACCACGUAAAAAUAACUCACGAUAGUGAUGGUACCAUCCGACUCGAAAUAGCAAAUGUGCGACCUGAGGACAAGGGGGUAUACACAGUCAAGGCUACCAACUCUUCAGGCGAUGCCAAAUGUUUUGCUCAACUUAUCGUCAAAUCGAUGAAACCACCCGAAAUCAUCAAACAUGAAGAAAUCAAGUUGGCCCCCAGUUUCAAAGAAUUGUUUAAUGAUCGAAUCGCCUUUGAAGGUACUUCCACCAAAUUUGAAUGUAUAGUAGUAGGAAAACCAGCACCUAAAGUACGAUGGUUGUUCAAUGGAGAACCAAUCACAGGCAAGAAAAUCCUAAUUUCGACUUCCGGUGAUCGUCAAGUCUUGACCAUACCGGAAAUAAGCAAAGACCUGGAAGGUACUAUCACUUGUGUGGCCGAAAACGAAGUCGGGAAGGCAAGUUGUGCCGGUCAUUUAUCCGUCCAAAGUGUCUCUACGAUAACCCUUCCGGAACUUUCCCGAGACAUCUCACAACAUGUUGAAUCUUCCUAUAUUCUAAACCGCGAGGUGCAUACACAAUCCUCCACUUCAACGUCCCGUAAAAUCGAAACUUUCACCGGGCCACAAGAACCCCAAGUUCAAGUCCACAGUUUCUCCCAACAAGACCAACAAAGUUUCAAACAAAUCAAUCAAGAAGCUCCUCAAAUCAGCGAAUCUCACAAAAUCGAAGAGUAUCACCAAGUUGGCAAACAACCUCCUACUAUAAUCGAAAAAUCAUCCUCACUCUUCACUUCUGGUACCACCGAGGAAACUAAACAGAAGACAAUCGAGCACGUAGUCCAAAAACCGGUGAUAAAAACACGACCCCCGAAGUUUAUUACUCCUGUGAUGGGUAAAAUCGUCGAUCAAAAUGUUGAUGUGAUCCUUGAAGGGAUAGUGGAUGGUCAACCCACCCCUGAGAUCAUUUGGACUAAAAAUGGGGAGCAAUUACGGGAGUCCUCGGGUGUUAAAGUACUCUUUGACAGAAAUAAAGUCUCCGUGGUUAUCAAAAACGCAAAUAUUAACGAUGCUGGGAGGUACACAUGUACGGCAGUUAACGAAGCUGGUAAGGCGAUAAGUACCGCCGAUUUGGUCGUGCGAAAAACUGUAUUUCCUCCCGUUUUCGGUCGCAGACUUCAAGCCCAAGUUGUCAAAAAAGGGGAUCGGGUCAUUAUGGAAGUUGAGGUGACGGGAACUCCUGAACCCACAAUUGCGUGGUACAAAGAUGGAGUUCCUAUUAGUGAGGCUCUUGGGGAUAAGGCAAGGAUCAGAUCGAUGGGAAAUUCGCAUACUCUUGUUAUAGAAAAAGCUGAAUUAAAUAUGUCUGGAAGAUUUAUGGUACGAGCAGUCAAUUCUGGUGGCGAAGCUCAAAGUAUUGCCGACAUUGCCGUUUUUGAACCAACUCCCGACACCAUGGUGGAAGUGGUCAAGACUGUGGUAUUUGAGGAUGUGCGAAAGCAUGAAACACUGGAACUGGUGGCCACGCCCAUUAUCACGAGCAGCUCCACCCACCAUCACAUCGAACACCACGAAAAACACACGAAACUUGAACCUUUUCCCUUCAAACCCGACCCUCCCCGCGGCAAAAAACUCCGCGGUCCUCCACCCCCUAGUCCUUCAAAAUUCAUCAAGGGUGAAUUCCGUGAAAGUGAUUACGAAAGCGACUACGAAGGGCGUAUCCCUCCCGUCUGGCGUCCUACAGAAUCCGACGGGGACCCCACCUAUAAACCUGUGCGUCCCGUCCUCACACCCAGCGGCCGCCAAUCACAGCAAUCCGGCCGGACCCCGACUCCUCCCACCGAAUUUGAUCAUCCCCCGCGUAUCGAAGGUCCGCCUAGACCAAAAUUCGAACCAAUCGAGAAAUUCAAACCAAGUGUUAAAUUGGACGAGAUUAUCAAACCUGCCCCACAAACGGUCAAGCCAAGACCUGUGGUGGCUGAGACUAUUAUAGCCACGCCUGCUGUACGCAAGGAGGUAGUAUUAAUACAGCCGGGAACGCCCCCCGAAUUGGGGUACGCCGCCCCCCGGAAAACGCAGUACUACAGAUCUGUGACUAGUACUCCAUAUCAUAAUGCUAUUCAAACUGAAACUUCAAAUGUUAUGCAUUUUAAUGAGGCUAGUGAGAAUUGUAGAAGAACGGUUAGUCUUCAACAGACGACUAAAGUUAUCAAGUUUGGGGAUCAGGGGAGACGGGAGGAGAAAUUAGAACCGUUUCCGUUUAAACCGGAACCAGAGAGGCCCAGGCGAGGGAGUGCCCCACCUCCUCCUAGACCCACCAAAUUUAUCCCAGGGGAGUUCAGGGAAAGUGAUUAUGAGAGUGAAGUUGAAAGUACCAGAAUUAAGCCAAAGUGGGCCCCCAGUGGCAGUGAUUCGGAAGGAUAUCACUAUAGGCCGGUCAAAGCACCCUCAACUAGGUCUCUAAGUGCCCCAGCGCCCAAAGAACGAGUCUUAUCACCUAUGGAAUUUGACCAAUCCCCUGUAAUGCCUUCAACGAUAAGUACCACCGAUUUUGUUGAUGGUGAAACCCGGAGACAUGAAAGAAGUUACAAACGAUUUACGGAAAGUAAAUCAGGGAAAGUUGUGGCUAGGAGUAGGUCUUAUGAGCCUCCAGUACAACCAGGGAGUCCCCCCGAGUAUGGAUAUAUAGCCGAUAAUAAAAUAACUAAAGCUACUGCAGCAAAAUUAGCCUCCCAGCAUAUGGAUAGCAUGACACAUGCUUUCAAAAGUACUACUCAGAAAUUUGUCCAUGAUAUCAUGAAUGAUGUUAACAAAAAAUCACAGCAGAAACCAGUGGUGAAAGCCCAAGAUGGCGACGCCCAAGUGUAUCGAGAAGAAACCAGAGCAGCCCAAUAUGGUACCAAACACGUAGACCCUGACACAGGUCUCAUCUACUUCAAGUAUGACUUUGGUUACGAAUUCGGGAUAAUCCUCCCUGGGGAAAGUAAACAAGGGGAAAUUCCCGUCCCUAAGAAAACCAUAAUCGAGCCUCCUAAACGCACCACCGACAUCGAAAUGCCCGUCUACCAUGAAACCUCCCAUCCGAAAAAAUUUACACCAUCGAGCAAAAACGUAAAGUGGGAACCCACAUCCGAAAGCGAAAUGUCUGAAUACGAGGGCGAGAGUAAAAAGCGAGGUAGUACCUUGCACGCAUCGAGAUGGGAUCAGUCUUCUUGUAGUCCUGUUUCUCUGUCGCCUAGUUUGCCUAGCACAUCUCCGGCUUUUAACAGUACUAUUGCAGCUUUGGGUAGAAAGGAAGCCGAGACUCCCCCCAGCUGCCCCAGCACCCCUGGGUUUACCAAAGUUUCGCAAAAUUCAACUCGCGCCCCCAUGUUCAUAACGCCCCUCCGCAACAUAGCAGUAGUGAGCGGCCAGCCCGCCAAAUUUGAAUGCAUCGUCCAAUCAGAGCCACCCCCUAAUAUCUUAUGGUCGAAAAACGGACGAAUCAUUGAAAACUCCAACGAUUAUCAACUCCACUACCGGAAUGGAGUGUGUCGACUGACCAUAUCUCAGGCUUAUCCUGAGGAUGCAGGUACCUAUUCUUGCACAGCUACCAAUUCUGUGGGUACUGCUAACACCACAGCGACCCUCGAGGUACCAGGAGUACCAUCUCACAUGUAUGGAACAUACCGCCAACUGAAAACCGGUCGAAGAAGUGUCUCACCUGAAUUACAAUUCUACCAACGUCCUGAAUCUCCUCAGAAUUCGAUUUCUUCAGCUGUGCAAGGUGGUCAGAUCCAGCAACAGGGCUACCAACAAAUCGCCGGUUUCGGCCCCAACGCCCAACCCCCUGUCUUCGAGAAAGUUUUCAGCAAUGCCCGUUUCGCGCAAGGAGGCGUUGCCUCCUUCGAAGGGCGUGUUACCGGCAAACCGCAACCGGAAGUCACAUGGACGCGCAAAGGCGCUCCUCUCCUCUCUUCCAACAAACACCGACUAACCUACAACGAAACGACUGGAGAUAUCACUUUCCAGAUUAACCAAAUCGGUCCGGGAGACGAAGGCGAAUACGUCUGUACGGCCAAGAAUCAGUAUGGCGCUGCCAUAUGCUCGGUAUUUAUCCAACCCGAAGGCUUCCAAAUGCCACAAAGGCAGUCCUACCAACGACAUGAACAAACCACGACUUACUCAAACGGGACUUACGUUCAAGAAGACUUCAAAAUUGACACUUUUGAGUAUAGACUGCUCCGAGAAGUGUCUUUCCGGGAGUCGAUCACUAGGAGAUAUGUCGGAGAAAGUGACGUUCAAAUAUCCACGACAGUGGAAAGGUCUCUAGGGCCUCCAGCACCGCCUCAAAUUUCACAAAAGCCAAGGAACUCGAAGUUGCUGGAAGGCUCAGAUGCUGUGUUUUCAGCAAAACUUUCAGCCAAUCCAAGACCCAGGAUUACAUGGUUCAGGAACGGCCAAAGAAUCACAGAGACACAAAAAUACGAAACUACUUUCUCUAAUAACCAAGCUUCUUUGAGAGUCAAGCAAGCUACUUCUGAGGAUUCCGGUCAUUACACACUAUUGGCUGAAAAUCCUCAAGGUUGUGUUGUUUCUUCUGCUUACUUGGCCAUUGAACCUGUCACAACCCAAGAAGGUUUGAUUCACGAAUCGACCUUCAAGUCUCAACAAACCGAAAUUGAACAAACCGACACUGGAAAGACUCUCGCACCUAAUUUCGUCCGAGUUUGCGGCGAUAGAGACGUCACUGAGGGUAAAAUGACCCGUUUUGACUGCCGCGUCACUGGAAGACCUUACCCGGAAGUCACUUGGUUCAUAAACGGCCGCCAAGUUACCGAUGACCACAAUCACAAAAUUCUAGUGAACGAAUCCGGUAACCACGCCCUUAUGAUCACCACAGUGAGUCGUUUGGACUCCGGAGUGGUCACUUGUGUCGCCCGGAAUAAAACCGGAGAAACCUCCUUCCAAUGCAACUUGAAUGUCAUCGAGAAGGAGCAAGUGGUAGCGCCGAAGUUUGUCGAGAGAUUCACUACGGUGAAUGUUAGAGAAGGAGAGCCUGUUUUAUUGAAUGCCAGAGCUGUUGGUACCCCGACCCCACGAAUCACUUGGCAGAAGGACGGAGUCCCUUUGACAAGUAGUCAUGAAGUCCGGAUCGCGAUUGACGGUGGAGCCACUUCCUUGGAUAUACCAAGGGCCAAGGCGUCGGAUGCUGGUUGGUACCAAUGUACUGCACAGAAUGUUGCCGGCUCCACCGCGACUCGCGCUAGGUUGUUUGUCGAAACACCGCAAGGGCCGACGCAGGAACCGAGACGUCUGCAUCUGCCUCGACCGACCAAAAUUAUCGAACCUGAACCCGAACCUGGCCCAGAAGUUAUUUAUCUCCGCCACGUUGAACGCGCGAAGCCCUACGCCCCUGCCCCUGAAGAAGAUCGAAUCUACCCCCCACCCCAAUUCAUUAUCCCUCUCCAAGAUGCCGUUCAAUUUGAAGGAGGAAAAGUUCAUUUCGAGGCCAGGAUUGAACCAGUUGGCGACCCCACAAUGCGUGUAGAAUGGUUCAUUAAUGGAAGACCUCUGGAAGCUAGUUCUCGCGCUACUUCCAUCUUUCGUUUCGGCUUCAUCGCUCUGGACCUCAUCAGUCUUGUGCUGAAAGACAGCGGCGAGUACGUUUGCCGCGUCACCAGCUCCACCGGCUGUGUAGAAUCCCGUGCCAUACUUAGUGUGAACCCCCGAGCUUCCAUCGAACAGACCAGCCAACACCCUGACAGUCUCAAGUACAUCCAACAGUUGGAAGACUACUCCAAAUACCAAAGGAGCGACAGUCUUGAAGAGUCCAUCAAUCAGAAACCUCACUUCAUCCGUCCACUCCAAGACUUAGGGGAACUACAAGAGGGUCGCAAUGCACACUUUGAAGCGCAAUUGACUCCCGUGAGUGACCCUACUAUGAAAGUGGAGUGGUACAAAGAUGGCCGACCUAUUACCGCCAGUUCGAGAAUCACUACCAUCUUCAACUUCGGCUACGUCUCUCUCAAUAUUAUGCACCUACGGGCCGAAGAUGCCGGUUCUUACACUGUGCGAGCUGUUAACCGACUUGGGGAAGCUAUAAGUAGUGGCACUUUGCAAGUUUAUGCUAGAUCCACCGUAACCGGUGAUCUGGGGAUCCCCGAACAACAAAGAUAUAUCGAAAAAGUUGAAGAACUGGAAGCUUACCAACAGCAACAGUAUCAGAAAUACGUAUUGGAAACCCCCGAAAGCUCUCAACCACCGGAAUUCAAAACACCGAUCAAAGAUCAAAUCGGGAUCCGUGAAGGGGGUUUCGCUCAUUUCGAAGCCAGACUUGAGCCAGUCGGCGACUCAACCCUCAAAGUCGAGUGGUUGAAAGAUGGACGUCCUGUUGAAGCCAGUUCUCGAAUCACUAGUUUCUUCAAUUUUGGAUACGUUGCCCUUACUAUCAAAGAGGUGACGGUCCACGAUGUUGGUAUCUACACCUGCAGGGCCUUCAACGCCCUUGGACAGGCUGUGACUACAGCUCAACUAAGUGUAGUCAGCAAGAAAGACAUUAUUUUUGACUCGCAACACCCGGGAGGACUUGAAAAAAUCCAAUAUCUGGAGGAUUCCAGUCGGUAUAAUCGUACCUCUAAAGAAGAGGUUCAAGUAACGCAAAAACCUAGGUUUUUGGGACCACUUAAAGGCACUAAUAAGAUAGUUGAAGGACAGCGGGCUCAUUUUGAGGCCCGUGUUGAACCUCAAAGUGAUUUAACUUUAAAGAUUGAAUGGUACUUUAACGGGAAACCGAUACAGAGUGCCAAUAGAAUACAGACAUAUCACGAUUUUGGAUACGUGGCACUGGAUAUUUUGAGUGUGAGGGAAGAGGAUUCGGGAACUUACACCGUGGUUGCCAGAAACGCCCUUGGUGAGGCGCAACUGUCGGCCAGUAUGGUCGUCGAAACUCGCGCUAGUAUUGAUACUAGAAGCAUGCAUCGCUCAGCUUACGACAAAACUCAAAGACUCGAAGAAUCAAAAUUUGUGGAACCUCACUACGACAUUGUCGAAACCUCUAAAUCCAAACCGAUUUUUGUAGUACCACUCUCAGAUCCACAACCUUUAUCUGAGGGUCGGAAUGUGCAUCUUGAGUGCCGUCUGGAACCCAUGGGAGAUCCCACGAUGAGAGUCGAAUGGUACUGCAACGGCCGACCCAUCACUGUGGGUUCCAGAUUCAGGACUUACAAUGAUUUUGGGUUCGUAGCUUUGGACAUUAUUCAUGCUACUGCUCUUGAUUCCGGAGAGUACACAGUGCGUGCUGUUAACCAAUUGGGCUCGGCUCAUACCUCGGCUUGUGUCCGAGUAAUCGAAAGAUCUGACAUUAUCACGGACACUCAACACGAACAAUCAUUGGAGCAAAUCCAGAUGCUUGAAGAUUCUUCAAGGUACCGAAAACACGUCGAUGAGGACGUGACAGUACUACAAGCCCCUCAAUUCACUCGGCCUUUGCACAAUAUCGAAACAAUUGAAGGUACCAACGUCCAUAUGGAGUGCCGCUUGCAACCCGUGGGUGACUCUACCAUGAGAGUUGACUGGUUUUGCAACGGAGUACCGGUCAAAGUAGGCCAUAGAUUCAGGCCUGCUUACGAUUUCGAUUACGUCGCUUUGGAUCUUUUAAGUGUUUACCCCUCAGACUCCGGAAUUUACACCUGCCAAGCCCGGAACCAACUAGGUGAAGCCGUGACUUCAUGCUCAGUCAAAGUCAUCGCCAAGAAAGAUUUACUAUUAGAAACUCAACACCCAGCAGGUUUGGAAAAAAUCCAAUACCUUGAGGACUCCUCCCGCUACAAGCGCACGGAAUUCGUCGACGAACAAGUCACCGUCAAACCCAAAUUUGUCACUCGACCGAAAAAUCUUGAAAACAUGGUCGAGGGGCAACAUGCCCACUUUGAAUGCAAGCUUGAGCCGGUCACUGACCCAAAUUUGAAAGUCGAGUGGUUUAAAAACGGCCGCCAGAUUACCAUCGGCCAUAGAUUUAGACCCAUUCACGAUUUCGGUUACGUAGCCCUCGAUGUCGUCGAUUUGAUUGCUGAAGACUCCGGUACUUACACCUGCAGGGCUACUAAUUUAGUCGGAGUAGAUGAAACCACUUGCUAUCUUAAAUGCCGAGCUUCUGGACAAAUCAUCACAAGUACUCAGAACGAAACCGGAUUGCAGCAAAUCCAACACUUGGAAGACCGUUCCAAGUACCACCGGGCAGAAGAAAUCGAAGAACGCACCACUCAAGCCCCAAUUUUCACAACAUCUUUGAAAAAUAUUGACAUUAAAGAAGGUCAAAGGGCUCAUUUCGAGUGCCGGUUAAUCCCGGUAUCGGACGCUACAAUGAAAGUCGAAUGGUUCCACAAUAACCAACCACUUAAAUCCGGCUCAAGGUUCACUGAGACUAACAAUUUCGGGUUUGUUGCUUUGGAUAUUCUUUAUGCGUACCCGGAGGACUCUGGUACUUACACCUGCCGAGCUACAAAUAUCUUAGGAGAAGCUGUUACCUCAGCUGUUUGUAAUGUGCGUUCAAAAAAAUCGAUUUAUUCAGAAUCGGUGCACGAAGGUGCCCUCCAACGCUUGACCCAAUUAGAGGACUCCUCCCGGUACCAAAGACAGGAAUUCCAGGAGGAAGUUGUCAAUCAGGCUCCUGUUUUCACAAUGCCAAUCAAGGAUCUGCGAGUGGCGGAAAACCAAGCUGCGCAUUUUGAAGCUCGCUUGAUUCCUGUUGGGGACUCUAGACUGAAAGUUGAGUGGUUGAGAAACGGAGUACCAAUUGAAGCUUCUAAUCGUUUGACCACAAUGCACGAUUUUGGGUACGUCGCCUUGAAUAUGAAAUACGUCAACCCAGAAGACUCCGGUACUUAUACAUGUCGGGCAGUCAACGAUUUGGGCGAAGCUGUAACAUCUGCAACUCUUUUCGUCCAAUCCAAAGCUUCUCUACAACUCGAAUCCCAACACGAGGGUGCUUUGCAAAAGCUGAGACAACUGGAGGAUUCCAGUAAAUACCAACGCCGCGAAGAGGAAGAAAUCGAAGUGACUCAAGCACCAAGAUUCAGUACGCAACUGAACGGACCCACUGACCUAGUCGAGGGUCAAAGUGCCCACUACGAGUGUCGCAUUGAGCCCUACCCUGACUCAUCAAUGAAAGUCGAAUGGUUGCAUAAUGGUAAAGCUUUGAGCACCGGGCAUCGAUUCCGAACCGCCUAUGAUUUUGGGUUUGCGAGUCUUGAUGUUUUGACAGUAUAUGCAGAAGAUUCGGGCGAGUACACGUGCAGAGUUACCAACAAAUUAGGCCAAGCUCAGUCUUCGGUGGUCACCAAUGUCAAAUCUAAAUCAUCCAUAAUCCGUGAAACACAACACGAAGGUGCCCUUGAGAAGAUUCAAUACCUUGAGGAUGACUCUCGGUACAAGAAAGUGAGUCGCGAGGAUGCUAUUAUUCUGGAGAAGCCACAAUUUGGUCGUGGAUUAAAAACCAUCGAGAACCUCCCUGAAGGUUCCAGUGCCCAUCUGGAAGCGACUUUGACACCAGUCAAUGACCCGACAAUGAGAGUCGAGUGGUUCUGCAACGGCCGGCCUAUCCAAACCGGUCAUAGAUUCAAAACCGUCUACGAUUUCGGUUACGUUGCCCUUGAUAUCCUCUAUGCUUACGCCGAGGACUCUGGUACUUACAUGUGCCGGGCUAGAAACGCCGCUGGUGAGGCCGUAACCACAGCCAAUGUUGAGGUUAUAGCCAAAUCUGGCCUCUACCUCGAUACCAUGGACGAACAAAGACUUAAGAAAAUCCGCGACUUGGAGAGUUACGAACGUCCCAAAAAGGAGGAAGUUGAAGCUCCGCCCCAACGCCCCGUUUUCUUGACUCCAUUGGUCAGCUUGGAGAACCUCAAAGAAGGCGAGCAUGCACAUUUGGAGUGUAGAGUCGAGCCAGUCAAUGAUGCAAACCUGAAAAUUGAAUGGUUCGUAAAUGGCGUUAAAUUAAGGGCCGGUCAUAGGUUCCGAACCACGCAUGAUUUUGGAUACGUCGCUCUUGACGUCCUGUACACUUACCCGGAGGAUAGUGGUACCUACAUGUGCAAAGCUACUAAUCUAGUUGGCGAAGCCGUCAAUACUUGUACCAUAAAAGUAGGCGGCCGCAAAAGCAUUCUUUUGGAUACGCACCACCCUGAAGGUCUUGAGAAAAUCAGAGAGUUAGAAGCUCAAGGCCAUCCAACUCGUCUCGAGGUCGAGGAACCCAUCCCUACACCUCCGCGUUUAGUGACGGAACUUCGCGGUACCACCGAAAUCUACGAAGGGCAAACCGCCCACUUUGAGGCUCAAGUGGAACCAAUUCAUGAUCCUAAUUUAAGAAUCGAAUUUUACCACAACGGAAAACCGUUACCUUCGGCCAGUAGGUUCCACAUCACUUUUGAUUUCGGUUACAUUGCUCUCGACAUCGGGCAUUGUGUACCGGAAGACGCUGGUGAAUACACAGUUAAAGCUAUUAACAAUCUGGGACAAUGCACUUCGUCCAUCAAUUUGAAAGUAAUCGCCAAGAGUAAUAUCAUUUUAGAGUCACAAAGACCGGAAGGAUUAGACAAGAUUAGACAAUUAGAGGAACACCAGCCGUACAAACGGCCCGAACAUGAGGAACCGGUGACGAGACAAAGACCAGUUUUCACUCAACCUCUCCAGAACAUUGAUAGUAUUCAGGAGGGACAGACAUCGCACUUUGAAUGCCGACUUAUACCAGUCGGAGACCCGACCCUCAAGGUCGAGUGGUUCCGCAACGAAAAACCGCUGGAAGACAGUUCAAGAAUCACCAAAGUGCACGAUUUUGGCUUCGUCUCACUUGACAUCACCCAUGUUAGGGAUGAAGACGAAGGAGUAUACAUCUGCCGGGCCUCGAAUCCUCUUGGAGAAGCUGUUACGACUGCUUCUAUGAAAAUUAGAACCAAAGCCAGCAUCCAAUUGGAAUCGCAACACCCAGAAGCCCAACGCAAAAUCGCCCAAUUGGAGCAACCCCAAGCCCCACGUCCUGAAGAACCCGAACGCCAUUUCGAAAAACCCAUCUUUACCCAACUUCUCACCGGCCCGACUGAAUUAUGGGAAGGUCAACAUGCCCAUUUCGAAGCUCGGGUGGUACCAGUCGGAGAUCCGAAUUUAAGGUUCGAGUGGUACGUCAAUGGAGUUGAACUCAAGCUGGGUUCAAGAUUCAAAGUUACACAUGAUUUUGGAUUUGUCACACUUGACAUCAUGUCGACUGUCCCUGAAGACUCGGGAGUCUACAUGUGCAAAGCUAUCAACAAAUCAGGAGAGGCUGUUUCUUCGAUUUCGAUGAAAGUUAAGUCAAAGUCGAAUAUUGUUGGUGAAACUCUACAACCUGACGCUUGGCAAAAGAUUCAACUAAAGGAAGCCGAAAUGAAUAAAGUACCGGAAAUGUUCGUCGAUACGACCCCUCAACAACCACCAGUUUUCACCACACAUCUCAAGAGUUACGACAAGUUGAUUGAGGGUCAACAUGUAUAUCUUGAAGCUCAAGUCGAGCCAAGAGCCGACCCGAAUUUGCGAAUUGAGUGGUUUAAGAAUGGAAUUUCGCUAACCACCGGUACUCGAAUUCGUAGUACUUUUGAUUUCGGUCUAGUGACUUUGUCUAUCAACGGUUUGAGAGAUGAUGACUCUGCAAUUUACACUUGCAAAGCUACAAACCUGCUUGGGGAAGCUAUUUCAACUUGCACCCUUAAAAUUGAGGACCGUCAUUGGUUGCUGGGACAAACCCUUCACCCUGAUGCCAUACCAAAACUCGAAGCUUUGGAACGACCACAGGAACCACGAGUCGAACAACCGGAACCUAUUUACGAACUCCCGAUCUUUAUCAGCCAUUUGAAUAAUGUUGAAUGUAUGGAAGGUGAUAAUGUCCACUUUGAAUGCAACGUGGAACCAUCCAAAGACCCCACACUCAAAAUUGAAUGGUUCAUUAACGGUAAACCACUACCAUCGGGUACCAAAUAUAAAUCAACUUAUGAUUUUGGGUACGUUGCACUGGACAUUAACCAUGUCUAUGAACACGACGCUGGAAUUUACACUUGCAAGGCUACCAACAGUAAAGGUUCAGCUACGACUUCAGGUUCCCUCCGUGUCACCUCUAAAACAAAUAUUUAUUUGGAUACUCAACAUCCUCAAGGUAAAUCAGGGCUUGAAGCAAUUGAAGACACUGAACGAGCCUUUGCUGCAAAGUACCAACGCGCAGAUAGUACCCCUGACACCGAAUUCGGUAAACCAAUAUGGACCAUCCCCCUUAACCCCGAGUUCAAACUGGUCGAAGGUCAACCAUUGCGUUUGGAAGGUACCGUCGAGCCGAAAAACGACCCCAACCUCAAAAUUGAGUGGUUCUUUAACGGCAAAUCUUUGGAUCAUGGUACCAGAUUCAAACUUACCAGCGAUUUUGGUUUUGUCACCCUUGACCUUGUCGACGUUUACGAAAGAGACCAAGGUAUUUACACUUGCAAGGCUUCGAAUAAGUCCGGGGAGGCCUUUACUUCAACCACUAUCUAUUGUACCAGUAAAGCCAAUUUGAUCGAGCGUACUCAACACCCCAAGGGUCAAGAAGGGUUGGAGAAAAUCCAAGAUUUGGAAGAUUCGCUUAAUAGACCAGAAGCCCAAAUUCCGGAAAAGGACGAAGGGCAUGCACCGGUUUUCACAUCCGAAUUCACCAACUUGACGAAUCUGAGCGAAGGCGAGAUUGCGCAUUUCGAAGCUGGGCUAACACCAAUCGGGGACCAGACGAUGGUAGUGGAAUGGUUCUACAAUGGAAAGACCAUUGAAGCUUCCCAUCGUUUCCGCACAGUCCAUGCUUUCGGAAUGGUGGUUUUGGAAGUCCUAGGUUGUAAAAUCGAGGAUUCUGGGACUUAUACCUGCAAGGCUACUAAUAAAUGGGGAAAAGCCGAACAAAGUGUCACACUUGAAUGCACCGAAAAGAUUAAGGGACAGAAGCCCAAAUUUACAACCCAAAUUCAGAACAUUGUGGGACUCAAGGAUGGCCAAUCGGCCCACUUUGAGUGUACGUUGGUACCGGUGAAUGACCCCGAUUUGAAAGUCGAGUGGUACCAUAAUGGUCAACAGAUUUUGCAAUCUUCACGUAUCAAGACUGUUUCUGAUUUCGGUUUUGUCGUUAUGGAUAUUUCCUACAUCCAAGACCACGAUUCUGGCGAGUAUGUGUGUCGUGCGUACAACAAAUAUGGCGAAGAUUUCACAAAAGCAACAAUUUCGGCACAUGGCAAAAGCGGAGUUUUCUCUGAAAGUCUCCAACCUGACUCUUUGGCCAAAAUCCGCGAAUUGGAAAGUUUACAAGGACAACAAGCACAAGUACCCACCACUCCAGUGACAGAACCACCGAAAUUUAUAACCCAAAUACAAGAUGUUACUAAACUUGUUGAGGGACAAAGUGCCCACUUCGAAGCAAGACUUACACCAGUUACGGAUCCUGACCUUGUAGUCGAUUGGUAUUACAACGGGAAAAAGUUGCCACACGGUCAUAGAUACCGCACUUUCCACGAUUUUGGUAUCGUCAUUCUUGACAUUUUGUAUUGCUAUGAAGAGAAUUCCGGUACUUAUGAAUGCAGGGCUUAUAAUAAAUAUGGUGAAGAUAGUACUAAAGCCACCUUGAAAUGCGUCUCGAAGGCGAACUUAAUCCUGGACUCGCAACUGCCGCGGGGCAUGGAAGGCGGAUUGGAGAAGAUCCAGACCUUGGAAGAUUCCUUAACCCGCCAGCGCGACGAGAAAGUAACAGAAGAAAAAGGCAGAGCCCCUGUUUUUACAGUACCACUUACCAACAUCGACAGUCUCCGUGAGGGCGAAAGCGCCCACUUUGAAGCUCGACUAAUCCCAACCGACGAUCCAAAACUCAAAGUCGAGUGGUUCUGGAACGGAAAACCUCUACGAACCGGUUCACGGUUCCGUACUUUCUGCGAUUUCGGUUUCGUCAUACUUGAAAUAUCACCAGUGUAUCCGGAAGACUCCGGCGAGUACUCCUGUCGAGCCUUCAACGAAUACGGUGAAGCCGUAACAACAGCCUCCAUGAAAGUUCAAGGCAAGAGAAGUAUCAUCCUUGAGUCACAACUACCCAAAGGCAUGGAGGGUACUAUUGACAAAAUCGCGGAGUUAGAAGGCCUUGGAAUGGUACCAUCGCAAGCCACGGUUGAUGACGAUACUGGACGACCACCAGAAUUUAUCACAACUCCCGCAGAUUUGACACUUGGUGAAAACUCCUUAGCACAUUUCGAAUGCAAGUUGAUUCCAGUUAAUGACCAAAGUAUGCGAGUGGAAUGGUUCCAUAAUGGUAAAGCAUUAUGGGCCGGAUCUAGAAUCAAAACCAUCAACGAUUUCGGGUUUGUUAUUCUUGAAAUUUCCGGUGUCUAUCAACGAGAUUCUGGUUUGUACACUUGCAAGGCUACCAACAAACAUGGUGAAGCUACAGUUUCCUGUAAAUUGCAAGUGAGGGGUCGUCAAGGCAUCAUUCUGGAACCCCAAUUACCAUCAAACUUCAGAACCGGGACUGAGAGUAUCCAAAAACUGGAAGAAACUCUUUACAAACGCGAAGAAAUAACAACAGAAGAGGAGAAACCGAACCCUCCACGUUUCAUUGUUGAAAUUAAGGAUAACUUGGAUGUUCCUGAAGGAGGUCCGGUACACUUUGACUGUCGCGUGGAACCCACAAACGACCCAACAAUGCGUAUUGAUUGGUUCCACAACGGACGACCGUUUGCGACCGGUUCAAGGGUGCACCAAAUAAACGAUUUUGGGUUCAUUUCUCUAGAUAUUGACUAUACUUACUCGAGAGAUGCUGGAGAGUACAUUUGCAGGGCUACCAACAAGUGGGGUUCUGCAACUACUAAAGCCACAGUGACAUCAAAAUCAAAACGUACCAUCGACUAUGAGUCGCAACUUCCUGCCGGUAUGAGUGCCGAAAAACUUAAAGAAUUAGAAAAAGGAAAAGUUGAAGAGAAACACCAAGAGGAAAAAACAUACUCUCCGCCUAAAUUUAUCACACAUAUCGAGUCUACGACGGUGGAGGAGUCCGAAUCGGUCCGAUUUGAAUGUCGGGUAGAACCUAAAGAUGACCCGAAGUUGCGUAUCGAGUGGUACCGCAACGGUAAAUUGCUACCAUCUGGUCACAGAUAUAGAACCGUCUAUGACAUGGGAUUCGUCUCCUUAGACAUUCUCUACGUCUACUCUGAAGAUUCGGGAGAGUAUGUUUGCAGAGCUGUUAACGAUUAUGGCGAGGACUUUACCAAAGCCAACAUAACGUGCAAGAAGCUACCAAAUAUCAUCCUCCAAAAUCAAGUACCCAAAGGAAUGAAAAAGUCUGAAACUCUCAUGCAAAUGGAAGCCGCCAUCAAAAAGUACACCUCUGAGGUACAUUUAACUGAAGAAGAUUUGUACGACGCUGACAAAAAGCAACCACCACGGUUUGUCACCCAAAUCCAAAGCCAAGAGACCUUAGUUGAGAUGCAAACAACUAAAUUCGAGUGCCAAUUAGCCCCAGUUGGGGACCCCAAUAUGAAAGUCGAGUGGUUCUUUAACGGAAAGCCUCUCCCUCAUAAAAACCGUUUUACUCCCAUCUAUGAUUUCGGUUACGUCGCCAUGAACUUCGGUUGGGUUUACCCUGAAGACAGUGGCGAGUAUCUCUGCCGGGCUACUAAUCUCUACGGUAUGGACGAAACCCGAGCUAUAAUCAAGACUGCUGGUAAACCUGGAAUUAUCUAUGACUCUCAACUACCCAAAGGAAUGAAAAGUAUUGAGAAAAUCCGGGAACUUGAAGCUGCCUGGCAAGUGGUUCCGGAAGAAGCCGCUGAAGAGAGUAAACCUCGUUCAGCUCCGAUUUUUGUAAGCAAACCGGAACCUUGCACCGUCCAAGAGGGAGAAUGGGCUCGGUUUUGCUGCCGAGUCACCGGUCAUCCGCGUCCAAGAGUUAUGUGGUUGAUCAAUGGUCAUACUGUUGUCAACGGAUCAAGAUACAAGUUGACCUAUGACGGGAUGUACCAUAUGGAUAUUCCAAAGACCCGUCAAUAUGACACCGGGAAAGUGGAAGUGAUCGCCCGCAGUUCAGUGGGAGAGGCUAUAGCCGAAACGGAAUUGAAGGUCAUUCCUAGACAAGAUGAUUACAGAGGGGUUCUUAAGAAUUCACCAAGACCCUGGUACGACCUCGAAUUGGCUCAGUACCAGAAAGAACGAUCUGAAACCGAACUUGAAAAAAUUUUCGACGAACGCAACACAAUCCAACGCGAGCAAGGUAUCAACGUCACCGGCAUUCACGUCCAGCCUAAAGAUUUCAAAGAAGAAGAAACAGAAUGGCAAAAAUCAAUCAAGAACAAGAAAACUGAAGAUUACUACUCCAAAAUUCAAGAACUGGAAAAUGAGCAAGUCACCAAAGAAAUCAAACUGCGUGAAUCCUCUCACCAGUUUGCCAUUCCUGGGGAGAAGAUUGUCUCAAGUUCGCUUGCUAAAGGGAUGGCUCAAAAAUAUCAAGAAAAUUUGGAAGAAAAACCGGAAAAAGUUGACCUCAGACCCAUCCCUCACAUACCCAAAGCGGAGCAAAAAGUCACCCCUCACCGCGACCAAGUCCAAUUACGUAAAACUGACAAAGGAAAAGAAGUUCAAGAAGAACGCGAAGUUAUUGUUGAUUCGAAAAAAGGGGCUUAUCCGCCUGAUCCGACCGAAUCUGCAGUUCAUGGUAGAGAAGUUUACGUGACGAAACAACGCCAAACACAGAGGGAAAACGUGGGAGAUAAAGAAAUAACAAGACACAUCACAGCUACUGAAACCACCGACGUCGAACAUAAAGCCAAAACGCAAGAGAAACUAGUUCAGGGACAAGUACUACCAAGCAAUCCUCCUGUCUUCACCAAGAAGAUUCAGCCUUGUUUGGCCUUUGAAAACACUUCUGCCCGAUUCGAAGUCGAGUUUGAUGGAGACCCGCUACCGAAAAUCACCUGGUACCGCGAGAAUUUCCCCAUUACGAGUUCCCCUGACUUGACCAUUUACACAUUUAGUACCAAAUCGAUAUUGGUACUUCGUCAAGUCUUUGUGGAAGACUCUGGAGUCUUUAGUGUCGUUGCAGAAAACCGAGGAGGUACUGCAAAAUGUAGCGCCAAUUUGGUGGUGCAAGAGCGACGUAGCCAGGCACGUGGCGGUGCUGCAGUACCACCUAGUUUUGUCACAACUAUCCAAAGUGCUAGUGCCAACGUGGGUCAAUUGGUGCGAUUUGAUGCCAGAAUCAACGGUACUAAACCGAUCGAUGUCUAUUGGUUGAAAAACGGCAAGAAAAUCUCUUCUGAUAUCCGUUACAAGACUUUGGAAGAGGACGAAGUUUAUACUCUUCUCAUCAUAGAAGUAGUACCUGAAGAUUCAGGCAAAUACGAGUGCGUGGCUAUGAACAGUGCCGGGGAAGCCCGUUGCGAAGCUGACUGUCAAGUGACUCGUCCUGCCACCCCCUCAAAACCCGCCAAACCUACCACCCCCACCGGUGAAAAGGCCCCCAGCAUCGUUGAGCCUUUGAAAGACCAGAAAGUCCGCGAAGGCCAAGCUGUGGCUUUCCGAUGCAAAAUCACUGCCAAGCCGGCUCCAACUAUCAAGUGGCAAAAAGGCGAUAAGAUUAUCAAACCGUCCAAAUACUUCCAAAUGGUCAAAGAUGGGGAUUAUUACACUUUGAAGAUUUCCGAAGCGUUCCCGGAGGAUGAAGGUGUUUACAAAUGUGUGGCUUCGAAUCCGGCUGGUACUGUUACGCUGCAAGCAAAUUUGAAAGUACUGGCGCCUGAAACGCAAGAAGUAGCUCCGUCUUUGACGCCCAUGAAGGAUGUUAUUGUGCCGGAGGGAAGUCCAGCUCAGUUUAAGACGACGGUGACGGGGAAGCCGAAGCCGACGGUGCAGUGGCUGAGGGAAGGGUUCCUAAUUCCAGAUUCGCCAGAUUUCCAGAUGAUCCAUGAGGGCAACAACGCCGUCCUCCUGAUCUCCACGACCUACGAAGAAGACUCUGGGACUUUCACCUGCAGGGCGACCUCCUCGGCCGGUCAAGUCGAGCGAUCGGCCAAACUGAUCGUCAAAAGCCGUCCUGGAACAUACCGCAAACCAGCAACCACUGACUUAUCUCCCAAAGACUUCUCCAAAGCUGCGAAACAGCCUCAAGCCGGCCCUGGCCCUGGCCCUGGUGGCCCGGGCCAAACUUCACAAAAAGCCGUUUCUGGCUCAAAAGGUGGCGUGCAGCAACCCGUCGAUCAAGAUGAGUUGCCUAUGGGUGACGAAACGUUACCUUGGCGACAAGUACACAAAAAGCCUCAAAAAAUUGCAGGUGUUGAAGAACAGAAACCACAACAAGCUCAACCCUGGACACAACAACAAAUAACUUUGAAGAAAACGCAAAGACAGACUAAAGAAAUUGUAAAGGAGCAAAUUGAAGAUGUGCAAUUGAAACCUUCCAGGAUUCAGAGUAAAGAAGUUGAGAAGGUUGAGUUGGAGAAAGUUGAUCUCAAACAUAGGACCAAAGUAAUGACUACAAAAAAGACUGAAGAGAUUUCUUCUUUGGAUAGGAGAGUUGAUACUGAAGAUACGACUCUAUUGAGUGUUGAUGAGAAAACUAAAACUGAUAAGACUGAAAAAUUGGAAACAAAAGACUGGCGAGGACCUCGAAAAGAUAUAAGACGGGAUGUUGAAGAUACAACUUCGUUGUCUGUGGAAAAAAGAGAAAAGAUUGAAAUUGAAAAACAAGCCGAAUCUAGGGAUUGGCGAAGCCCUAGAAAAGAAGACACAAGUCUAGAAAGAAAGAAAUAUGUUGAAGAUACAACUUUAUUGUCAUUAGAUGAACGAGAGAAAGUAACAGAGACACAGGAAACAAAAACUCGAGAUUGGCGUAGACCUCGAAAAGAAGAUACAAGCAUAGAAAGACAAAAACAUGUUGAAGAUACAACUAUGUUGUCGGUUGAAGAAAGAGAAAAAGUAACUGAGAAGAAAGAAUCUGAAACUCGAGGUUGGCGUAGACCACGGAAAGAUGAUACAAGUGUUGAAAGACAAAAACAUGUCGAAGAUACAACUUUGUUAUCAGUUGAAGAAAGAGAAAAAGUAACUGAGAAGAAAGAAUCAGAAACUCGAGGUUGGCGUAGACCACGAAAAGAUGAUACAAGUGUCGAAAGAAAACAAUCCGUUGAAGAUACAACUUUGUUAUCAGUUAAAGAACAAGAAAAAACCAACGAAGCCGAAACAAGAGGUUGGCGCAGACCUAAAAAGGAAGAAAUUAAGCAUGUUGAAGAUACAACUUUGAUAUCAACUGAGAAAGUUGAAGAAGAAACUAAGCCUUGGCGCAAACCUCGAAAGAGUGUAGAUUUGGUUCAAGAGCAAGAAGAAUCAAUCCCAUGGAAUAAACAAGAAAUUAAACUAAAACCGGCACCUAAAGAGAAGAAAGAUAUCCCUAAAGAAAAACUUGAGGAAAUUCAAUUGAAACCGACAAGACGUGACAGCAAAACCAUUCCAAAAGAAGAACUGGAAGAUGUUGACUUGAAACCUCUUUCUCUUCAAAAGGCAAAACCUAUUGAAUCUGACCAACUGGAUAGAGCACAAGUUGAAGAAACUAAAGAAACUGUAAAGGUUGAAGAAAAACCUAAAAGGAUAGAAAAGAAAGAAGAACCUGUUCCUUGGACUCAACAACCUAUUACUCUUAAAAAAGCUCCAAGAGAGCCGAAAGAAGUACCAAAGGAAAAAAUUGAAGAAAUUCAAUUGAAACCUACACGACGUGGUAGCAAACCUAUUCCAACAGAGGAAUUGGAAACAGUUGAUUUAAAACCUGUUUCUCUUCCAAAAGCAAAACCUAUUGAAUCUGACCAACUGGAUAGAGCACAAGUUGAAGAAAUUAAAGAAACUGUCAAGAUUGAAGAAAAACCUAAAAGGAUGGAAAAGAAAGAAGAACCUGUUCCUUGGACUCAACAACCCAUUACUCUUAAAAAAGCUCCAAGAGAGCCGAAAGAAGUACCAAAGGAAAAAAUUGAAGAUAUUCAAUUGAAACCUACUCGGCGUGGUAGUAAACCUAUUCCAAAAGAAGAAUUGGAAACGGUUGAUUUAAAACCUGUUUCUCUUCAAAAAGCAAAACUUGUUGAAACUGACCAAUUGGAUAGAACAGAAAAAGGACAAGACGCAGAAACUAAAGAAAUUACAAAAGUUGAAGUAAAACAAGAAAAACCCAAAGUAAUAGAUAAGAAAGAAGAACCUGUUCCUUGGACUCAGCAGCCUACUACUCUUGAAAAAGCUCCAAGAGAGAAAGAAGUACCGAAGGAAGAAGUUGAAAAAAUUCAGUUGAAACCUACCCCACGUGGUAGUAAACCAAGAGAAGAAUUGGAAACGGUUGGGUUAAAACCACUUCAAAAAAUCGAUCUAAGUGAAACAGAUAAGAUAUCUCAAGCUCAUGUUGAAGAUACCACUAUUCUUAAAAUUGGUGAAAAAGUUGAUAAAACCGAGAAAACCAAAACUAAACAAUGGCGUACAAUGAAAAAGGAGGGUGAAACGGAAGAAAUUAUUAAGGUGGAAGAAGAUGAGCAAAUACCAAAAGUUGAACAAAUACCUUGGAACAGACAAGAGAUUACUCUUAAAAAGACUCCUCGGGAACAAAAGGAAACACCCAAAGAGAAAGUUGAAGAAGUACAACUUAAACCUACAAGACGUGGAAGUAAACCUAUACCAAAAGAAGAAUUGGAAACUAUUGAUCUUAAACCGAUUUCUCUUCAAAAAAUUAAACCGACGGAAACUGAAGAAUUGGUAAAAGCACAUACUGAAGAUAGUGCGAUUUUACAUAUUGACGAAACGGUUGAAGAAACAGAUAAAAUAAAGAAAAAACAUUGGCGAAAGAUUCGUAAGGAAGGUGAAGAACAAGUUGAGGAGAUUGAAGAAAUAGUUCACAAGGAGCCUGAAGAAAAACCCAAGGAUAAAAAAGAAGAACCAAUUCCUUGGCAUAAACAAGAAAUUGUUCUUAAAAAGGCACCUCGACAACCAAAAGAAGUGCCAAAAGAAAAGGUUGAAGAUGUACAAUUGAAACCAACUCGACGUGACAGCAAGACUAUACAAAAGGAAGAAUUGGAAACAGUUGAUUUGAAACCUGUAUCUCUUCAGAAGAUUAAACCUGAAUUGGUUGAAAAGAAGGUUGAUAAAGCGUUUGUUGAAGAUAAGACAAUUUUAAAGGUUGGCGAAAAGGUAAAAGAUACAACUAAGAAAGAAGAAACUACCGAAUCAAAGAUGCAGCGGAUAAUUAAACAAGAUGAAAUUCAAGACAAAGAAAUUAUUCAGGAAAAGCAACAUGUUGAAGAUGAAACAAUGCUUGAAAUUGAUCAGAGAGAACAAAUACAAAAGAAAGAUGAAGUGCGUCCUUGGAGAAAACCUAAGCAAGAAGAACAGCCUAAACCUAGGUCGCCUAGUGAGGAAGAAAUGCCUAAACCUAGCUUGCCGACUGAAGAAGAAAUUGAAAGCACUGAAGAAAAACUGGAAACAAAAGGAUGGCGACGAGAAAGAAAGCCUAAAGAAGUGCCAGAAAGUACUGAAACGCCACAGCUCAAACCAGGUGUUUUAGAAGAUAAACCAAAACAACAAAAGUUUGUUGAAGAAAAAGAAGAAAUUCCGUGGAAUAAACAAGAAAUAGUGCUUAAACGUAUCCAAAAAGAUAAAAAGGAAGUGGUUAAAGAACAAGAGCAAUUUGCAUUAAAACCUGUAAAGAGAGAAUCUAAAGCUGAAGAAGUAAUUACCAAAGAAGAUGAGAAGGUUCAUCAAAAAGAUAAAGCUUUGAUUGAUAUAAAACAAGAAGAAAAAGUAGUGAUUAAAACUCGGAAACAGGCUGAAAAACCUAAGAAAGAUGAGCUUGUUCAUACUGAAGAUAGCACGAUGAUUGCUGUUUCUGAAAAAGAAAACGUUGAAGAACAACCUCAACCUGAAACAAGAGGCUGGCGAAGACCUAAAAAGGAAGAAAAACCUGUGGAAGGAGAAAAACCAAAGGACACGGUUCACAUUGAAGAUAGCACGAUGAUUGUUGUUUCUGAAAAUGAAAAAGUUGAAGAACAACCUCAACCUGAAACAAGAGGCUGGCGAAGACCUAAAAAGGAAGAAAAACCUGUGGAAGGAGAAAAACCUGUGGAAGGAAAAAAACCAAAGGACACGGUGCACAUUGAAGAUAGCACGAUGAUUGAUGUUUCAGAAAAAGUUGAAGAACAACCUCAACCUGAAACAAGAGGCUGGCGAAGACCUAAAAAGGAAGAAAAACCUAUGGAAGGAGAAAAACCAAAGGACACGGUUCACGUUGAAGAUAGCACAAAGAUUGAUGUUUCAGAAAAAGUUGAAGAACAACCUCAACCUGAAACACGAGGCUGGCGAAGGCCUAAAAAGGAACAAAAAUCUGUGGAAGAAGAUAAACCAAAGGAUAAGGUUCAUGUUAAAGAAGAGAAACCAAAAGAAGAAGAAAAACCAAAAGAAGGCGAGAAGUCUAUUGAAGAACUCAAACCUUGGUCCAAACCCAAGCCAGCUCCUGUUGAAAAGGUUGAAGAGGAAGUUGUUCCAUGGAAUAAACAGGAUAUUAUUCUAAAGCGUGCUAAAACUGAGAAGAAACCGAUUGAAAAAGAAUCUUUAGAAGAAGUGACUUUAAAACCAUUUAAGAAACAACUCGAAGAAGCUGGAACUGAGAAAGCUAUACUAGAAGAUAUAGAAUGGACUAAACCAACAGUAACAGAAGAAACUGUUGAAAAACCAUCGAUUGAAAAAGUUAAGCCAUCCGAACCAGCGAUAGAUGAAACAAAAGCUAAAGUCGAAGAGGCAAGACCUUGGCGUAAACCCAAAGCAGCACCUGCCGAAAAAGUUGAAGAAGAAAUUGUUCCUUGGAAUAAGCAAGAAAUUGUUCUCAAACGUGCCAAACUUGAAAAGAAACCGAUCGAAAAAGAGAGUCUAGAAGAGGUUGCUUUGAAACCAUUUAAAACUAAGAUUGAGGAAGAUGUUCCUGAAGAAAGUAAACCUGAUCUUAUUACAACAACUGAGAAAUCUGAAGUUGUUGACAAACCAUUCUCUAAAAGAGAUAAACCCGGCAAAAAACUUAUUGAUCUUCCAGUAGAGGAAGUAACUCCUCAAAUUGAAGAAAUUUCAGAGAAACCUGAAGAAUAUUCAGACAAACUUAAACGAAUUUCUAAAAAACCUAAAGAUAUUCCUGAAAAGCCUGAAACAGAGCAACUUCAAGUUCCUUGGACGCAAGAAGCCCUUAAGCUGAAGAAAACUCCUAAAGUUCAAAAACAAAUUGAAGAACAACAAUUAGAAACAGUUAGUUUGAAACCAAUACCUAAAUCGACUGAACAACCUCAACAAGCUGAGAUAUCUGAAGAAGAAGAAGAAGAGGAAGAUGAAGAAAUUCAACCGUCACUAGACAAAGAAGGCAAAGUACGCCAGAUUAAACGAGUAAAGAAAAUAAAGAAGAAGAAACCUAAAGAAAAAGUAGAAGAACAGGUAGUUUCUAAAGAAACUGAAGAGAUUCCAGCACUUGAAAGUGUUGAACAGCCUGAAUCAGUAAUUGUAGAAACUGUUACAGAAGUAGAAGAUGUGGUUGUUCUUAAAGUAGAUGAUAAACCUAAGCCUAAACAUAAGAGAAUUAAAGAGGAAAUUAAAGCAGAAGUACCUGAAGUUAUAAAACUUAAGCCAGUAAAAAAAGGAGAGAAACCUCAGGUUGAAGAACAACUAGAAACAGUUGCAUUAAAACCAGUUCCAAAAUUCACACCUGAAACUGCCGAAGUUUCCACAAUCGAAAAGAAACCUCGACGAAAGAAGUACAAAGAUGUAGAACUUCCUGAAGACGGCGAACGUUACGUCCCUGAAGAAGUCGAAAAAGUUGAAUUUGACGAAAAACCAAAAGAAAUUGAAGAGAAAGCAGCACUACCAUGGCGAAGGGAAUCUAAGCCCAAACCUGAAAUUUCCGAAGAAGAAAAAGCGCCACUUAAAAUCGGUAAAGGUAAAAUACCAAAAGAUAAAGAUGAGAAGGAAGAGAUUCGUCUCAAACCAGUAAAGAAAGAUAAACCGGUAGAAGAAAAACCAACAGAACCUUCAAAACCAUUUAAACCAGAAGAUACUGGAUUUGUUCCAUCAGAAUUCGAACGCAAGAAGUUUGAACCGACACCAAAAGAACGUGAAGACAAACCAAAAGAAGAACAACCGGAAGAAAUUGUUCCUGAAAAGAAACCAAGUGAACCUCAACUUGAAGAAACAGUAACAACAUCUUGGAGACGGCAACCGAAACAAAAGAUUGAAGAAGUGCCUGAAGAGAAAGAGUGGCCAAGGGGAAAACCAAAACCCCAAAAAGACGAAAAGCCUGAACCGAUUAAACUCAAACCGUUCAAAAAGGAAAAACCGGAAGAACCGGUACAAAAAGUUAUUCUAGAAACAGUAAAGUUGCAAGAACCAGUUGUUACAGUUUUGGAAGAAAGAGACGACGGUCUUAAAUUUACACCACACGAUCGUGAAGAACAACCAGAAGAGGAGAAAGAAAAGAAGAAACGUUAUAAGAAACGACCAAAAGAAAAAGAGGAAGUGAAGCCGGAAGAUUUGGCACCAGUUGAAACUACUCCUACAGAACAGCCGGAAGUUAGACAAUGGCGUAGAGGCAAACAAUUGCCUAAACCAGAAGAAGAACAACCAGAAAUUGUAACCUUGAAACCAAUUCCGAAAAAACAAGAAAUCAGCCAACUUGAGCAACCUGAACAACCUGAUGUUAAAGAACAGAAAAUCAAAACUCAAAAGGUGAUCAGAAAGUCCAAAUCUCAUGUUCUUCCGGAAGACAAUGAAGGAACAGAACUUAUCCCUGAUGAAGAAAAGCCGGAAUUAAUACCAACAAAAUUAGAAGAAGUUCCAGAAAAAGUCCAGGAAGCAGUCACGACUCAAGAAUCGGUUGCUCAAAUCACUCUCGCCGAACGCAAAAUUGAGAAGGUUGAAGAACAGAAAGAAGAAAAAGUCACCGAAGAUGAAGAAAUCCGCUUCCAGAAAGCAAUGAACGUUGCUGUUGUUUCUAAAAAGAAAACAACAGCUCAAAGGAUUGUCCGAUUUGACGAUUACGGCCAGCCAAUCCCAGAACUUGAAAUUAUUUCACAGAAACGGAUAACCGAAGGUAUUGACAAGGUUCCUGAGGAACCUCUUCAGGAAGAUGUUGAUAUUCAUGAAGAGAAAACUGUUCAUAAAUCAAUUGUUCAAAAAACUAUUAGAGAAAGAACUAAACGCAAAACUGUUGCACCGAAGUUUAUCAAAAGGGUUGAGCCUGUGGUUUCUGAACCUGACAAACCGACACAACUCGUUUGCCAAGUUGAGGGAACACCAUUCCCUGAAAUAGCUUGGUACAAAAAUGAGGUACUUAUGCACGCCACUGAGAGAGUCUUCUGGAACAUUGUGGAAAAUACGGUAACUUUGGAGUUUGCUAAAGUCGAACCCCAGGACAUUGCUGUUUAUUCCUGCAAGGCCACAAAUCCGGCUGGAGUCGCCACUUCGACUGCAAAUCUUGUCAUUUUAGAAAAAGAAGAAAGCGGUGUUGCUCCUCACUUCGUAGAACCUCUUAAACCGCAAAUCAUCGAAGAGAAGUCCAAAGCGGUUCUUCGGUGCAAAGUCAUAGGUCAACCAACCCCGCAAGUCAAGUGGUUUAAAGACAACAAGGAGGUGGUUCCAACUCGCAGUCACCAAGUCAAUUACAACCCCCAAACUGGGAUUGCAACCCUUGAAAUUCUCAAACCGACCUCCGAAGACGAGAAAAUCUUUACUGUCAAAGCGGAUAACAAGUUUGGCCAAGCUGAAUGUCGCGCCAAUCUCGUCAUCUCUAAGGCAGUUACAGUGACACAACCCUUGGUCAUGAAAGCCCCUACGAUUAUUAAACCGGUGGAAGCAGUUAUGGUCAAACCUGAUGAAGAGGUGGUACUUGAAGCGCUCUUCGAGGGUGUUCCAGCGCCUGAAAUCAAAUGGUUCAAAAACAAUAAAGAAAUCAAACAAGAUGAUGACUAUGAAGUUGAGACAAAAGACAAGAAAACUAUCCUCAAAAUCAAAAAGAAGGUCAAAAAGAAGGGUGGGAAAUACGAGGUUCAUGCAACGAACCCCAAAGGGGAAGUCCGUACUUCGGGUACUGUAACUGUCACUCAAACCAUCACUCAGGAAGCCCAACCGCCCAAAUUCCUCAAACCGAUUAACCCACAAUAUGCAACAGUUGGCGAAGUGGUCAUACUCGAGGCCACAGUCGAGUCGAUUCCUCCUGCGUCGUUCCAGUGGUUCCAAAAAGUGACUCCUAUUAUUUCAACACCUGAGAUGAAAAUCGUCUCAGAGGAAAACCGGUCCACUUUAAUCCUAACUGAUGUCACUCCUGAGCAAGCCGGUACUAUUACCUGCAGGGCCGAAAAUGCCGUCGGUUCAGUCACUUGCACUGCCUCUCUUAACGUAGUCGACGAAAUGGAAUGGGAAGAGACUCGAGAAAUGGCGUAUCCAAGAUUCGUCAAACCUUUGACACCAAUAAGUGUCAUGGAUGGCGAAAAAGUGACUUUCAGUUGUGUGGUCACUGGCAAACCAACACCCAAAGUCCAGUGGUACCACAACGACCAGCCUGUCAAAGAAGCCAAAGACGUUGUUAUAUCCCAAACUAGUGAAGGAGUAUGUCAAUUGGCUAUUUCUGAAGUGUUUCCUGAAAAUGCCGGAAUUUACACUUGUCGAGCAGUCAACAAAGUUGGUGAAGCGAUCUGCAAGUCAUCUCUCAUUGUUGAAGCUUAUGAAUACGUUCCUGAUUCGGAAAUUGUCCACUUGACCGGUUCUGAGGAAGACCUCCUGGCCGACAGAACUAUUAGUGAAGGUCCCCUCUCCGACAGCGACACUGAAUGUGCCCCCAAAAUCAUCAAAAAACUACCACAAGUCGUAUCGACGAAAGAUGGCGAUGUCACACGACUCGAAGUCAAAGCGGUCGGAAAACCCAAACCUGAAGGCAAAUGGUUGAAACAAGGGACAGAAAUUGUACCAUCUCGCGAGUUCCUGAUCGAAAAUUUUGAAGAUGGAACUUCUAUUCUCACAAUUUCAGAGGUGUACCCGGAUGACACAGGUGAUAUCGUCUACGAAGCCCAAAACCCGCUCGGAGUUGCAGUCACAACCACACAAUUACUUGUAGAGAGUACUGAAGGUAUCUUGGGUACUAAGGAGUACCGCAAACCCGAAUGGGUUACCCACAUGGAGGAGCUCCAAGCGGCUUUGAAAGCUUCUCAAAGUCCGCCAACUUUCAUACAAGAAAUCACAGAUGUCCGAACUUCUGAAACUGAAACCAUCAAGUUUGAGUGUCUAUUUUCGGGAACCCCUACUCCAGAUAUCAUCUGGUACCACAAUGACAAAAUCGUGCGAAACACUGAUAAAGUCAAGGUUCGCAUCGAAGACAACAAGACUUCCUGCACCAUCACCGAGGUCACCAAGGAACACGAAGGUACUUACGUGUGUAAGGCAGUAAGCGACGUCGGUUUGGCCGUCACCAAGGCCAAACUCUACGUCAAGGAAGUACCAGAAGAAAAGAAGAAAGAACUCCUAAUCAAGAAAGCCCAAGAACGUGAAGAGAAAGUGAAGAAAGAACGAGUCACCAUCGAGAAAAAACGCACCGAGCGUCACCGGAAGAAAGUUGUUGAAACUCGCGAAGAAGAAACCAAACCCUUGGAAGUAAGUGAAGUUACCACAAUCGAAACUACGGAACAGAUCCAAGUCCAAGAACCCAAACCCGAAACUGCUACUCCCAAACUCGACAUCCAAAAGCCUCUCAAAACCGAAGCUGUUGCUUCAUGCAAGAAAAUUGAUGAUACAACUGAAGUGAUUGAAGAAGAAAAGGCUAAAACCUUGUUGUCUCCAACCGAACCGAUGGUGUCUGAACUGAUCCAGCCUGGGGAGACUGUCAAGGAUAUUACCCAAACCAGGCCACAGACUCGAAGAGCUAGAACUGAAAUUGAAGAAACAAUCGCCGAAUUUGCCAACAUUACGGAAGUCAAGUUAGAAGAAGUAAUCGAACGUGUGGAAAAAAUCAUCAGAAAGAGCGAAAUGAAAAUGGCAAAGGAAGUCACCGAAAUGUUGGAUUUCAUCAAUGUCAAGCAGUUCGGACCUGGGGAGCAUCCUCUAAGAGAAAUUGCCGAAAUAGGGUACUUACUGAAGAAUGGAAUUACGACGAAAGAAGUCACAGUUUUGUAUCACGAAAACAAAUUUCCGUCUUUGACCAGUCCUCAAGCACAGUCAGCUUUGGUCAAUGUGGUCGAAAGGAAGGGUCAUGGUGCCCUUAUUUCUGAAGUUUUGACCGAAGAAACGACAAUUGAUGAGAAGCAAUUAGCCGCAACUGUAGGAUUUAGAGCCCUUAUGAAGAUGGUGGAGUCAAAUUAUGUCACUAUUGAAGAAGUGAUCACUAGUUUUACACCGGAGGAUUUCAUCCAAAGGGCUUGGGAGUCAUCUGAAGUAACAGAAUCUGUCACCAAGGCAUCUUUCAAAGAAAUGGUCACAAUUAAAGAAGAAGUUGAAGUAUUCGAAGACACAACAAAAGUCGUUAAGAAAAAGGGUAAAAAAGAAACUGAUGAAGUUGAAAUCGUUGAAAUUGAAGCAGAACGCAGCAUCAAAGGCACCACACAACACGAUGACAAGCUCACAAUUACUGAAUUGCCCGUUGAACAACCAGAACUUGAGUCCGUUGCGCCUUGGCGCAGGAAAAAAGAGCAAAAAGUCGAGGUCAAACGUCGCAAAGAUAUUGAAAUUGAGGAAGAAGAGGAAGAAGAAGCGGAAAAAGCAAUCGCUGGUCGCAAAAUUAAAGCACAUAGGCCCAAAGUUGGCGAGUAUGACAUGGACGAGGAAGAAUACGAUGAAAUUGUUCCUUUUGAUGCCACCAAACAACAACAAAUUCCUCUACACACUUCAGCAGUCUAUUCAGAGACGACCCCGUUAGGUCUUGUAGCUCAAAUCAAACCUGGAGAUGUAGUCGAAUCGAAGGCUAGCGUCGAUCUUUUAACACACUCUGCUAUUAUGGAGCAUCAAAUCCAAGCUGAGGAAAAGGAAAUCAUAGGAGAAAAAGUCACUUCAGCGAGUUUCGUAGCCAAAAAAUCAAUCGAUACGCGUGAGGCUUACGAAGUCAGCGAACAAGAUGUGCAAAGCAUCCCUGGUCACUUCGAUGGCACUUUCCAACCAACUUUAUCAACAGCUUUCCCUAAAUUUACCUCAAAUAAAAGUAUCUCAAUUCAAGAAGUACAACUCGCAGACACGUCCUCGACUAUCACUAAAGAGGACGCAAAAGAAUUCAAAGCUGAAUUUUCACUACUUCCCCAAGAAGCCAAAGGGGUUUCCGAAGUGGAAGUUUCGCAAAAAGAACAAAAUUUAGACGAAUUUACAAUCCCCAAACCCAGCCAAGCCACUGGUACUUUCACAACGAAAGAGAGCAUCAAUAUCGAAGAAAUCUUCCAGGGAGUCAGCGAAACUGAGCUCGAUAUAACCAAACCAACGUCAGUUAAAGGCAAAGUCAGUAUUGAAACCAAAGAAUCGAUCAUUGUUGAAGAAAUUGAAUCGGAAACUAAGCCCGGAAAACAUCUUCCAGAAGCUUUCGUUCCCACCGAAAUUGCUACUCUUGGAGUCAUCCCCCAAAAAUCACUAACUCAAUCACAAAUGGUAGCCCCUGAAACUGAAGGUGAGUACGUCCCUGGACGGCUCCCUCCAACCCAAAAAGCCGAUUUCAAAGUCACAACAGGAGAAAGUGUAAUUGUUUCUCAAACUUUGCCACAAGACAAGGAAAAUGUCUUUAACAAAGCCCCUAGUCCCGAAAAAGCUUCAGCUACAGAGGAUUUGAUCCUUUCGGAAGGAGUCAGGGUUAGUGUGACCGACUCUCAAAUGCCACAAAAAGAUAUGGAAGAAGAUCUACUCCCUAAAGAAGUAGCAAGUGUUGAAAUUUUACCGAAAGAAACUUUCUCAACUCAAACUACUCUCGCUGUUGAGAGUGAAGGCCGGUACGAAGUCGGGGAUAAACCCAAUUAUAAAACUGCAGACAGUUCGGUGAUUUGUCACGAAGUGACCGAUAUUUCAAUCGUAACGGCUCAAGAGAGCGAAAAUGUGCUAGACUUGGGAGAAAAACCGACUGAAUUACUUGCCGAAACAUCAGUACGGCCUGUAGAAUCCUUGACGAUUUCGGAAAUUCACACUACUGAUGUCCCUGAUGAUUUCACUGAUUAUCCCAAAUUUAAAACUGAUACCGCUAUUCGAGACAUUGAAACUCUCGAAGCGACUCACAUCACUGAGACAAAUAUCAAUGAACGGGAGUCGUCAUACAUCGAGGAUAAACCCGAGUUGAAAACCGCUGAAAGUAAUUUCACCCGGCCCCAAGACCAGGUAGCAGUAACCGAAUUGAAUUAUUUGGAAAGUGAGAGUAAUCUCAAAACUUUUGAAAUGCCCGAAAGUCACAAAAGUAAAGCAAUUACAAGUCACACUCUCCCCACCGGAAUUGUCGAAGAGGUAAAUCCUGAGUAUAGUGCGAGCAAACUUGACGAAACUGGAAUUAAACCUACCCAAGCGGACUUCACCCAAACUCCUCACACCGAAACCAUCAUUUCACAAGCUAUGGUCGGCGAGACUUUCCAAGAUCAGGAUUAUGUGACUCCCGAGGGCAAACAAGCCUCUCUUAUUGUCUCACCUAAAGAAAGUUUGAACAUAUCCGAAGUCUAUACUGAUGACAAAGAGAAGGAAUACAUCCCUGGUGAAAAACCAGCAACUCAACAAGCGACUCUAGACAUUGACACUCAGAAAGUUGCUAGUAAACUCAUCGUCCAGCCUGAUGAUUCGGCCCAGAAGCUCGAAACUUUGCAACCUUCAACUGUGGUUGCAGAAACAGAACAGGACACACUUGAAAGUGUACAAAUAACGCAAUGUCAAGCAGCGGAAAAGGAAGUAGACGAGGUGAAAAAAAUUGAAAUUGAGACUAAGCAAGUCGCUGUUGAUUUGACUGAAGCUCGACAAGGGCCAAAUGUUACUCAAAUUUUCACAAAUGAGAGGGAGGAAGAGUAUCAAGCUCAACCUCAACCUCAACACGGGUUAGCUCUCCCGAAUGUCACUCCACAGGAGGUAAUAGUCAAGUCCGAAAUUGAGACUGUGGUACAUGCUGAUGAGAUAAAAGAAGAGGAGUUACUGACUGGUAAAGCCAAGAAAUAUGCAAAACCAUUUCAGGAAUUGAUAGUCACUGAAACCAACGUUGUUGAUAUUGAGAAAGACUUGCCCAAAGAUAUAAUGCCGUUCAAAAAAUCGGCAAAUGUUAAUAUAAUCCCAGGCCAGCAAUUAUCAGUCACUGAAAUUGUGACAGAUCACAAAGAGCAGCCUUUGGAGGUUUUGAAACCUACAGAAUCCCAGGCUAACAUCGACGUGACUGAAUCCCAAGUUGCCCUUAAGGAAGAAGUAACUCCUGAGAUAAGCCCUGGAGAUUUCUCCAGAGUAUCCCCGGAGAAACAACUCGCCAAAACGGCUCAAGAUAUCUCACAUCCUUUGGUCCAAACCCAUUUUACUCCAGGCGAGAAAGAAAGCCUUCAACCUGCUGAUGUCAAACCGGACCAAAAGCAAGUCACUGUUGAAUUCCUCGAAACCGAGGGUUUGAACGUAACCGAAGUCACUUCAGACUACAAGGAAAAGGCAUUAGAGGAAAUGACUAAACCAGAGGUGGCUUAUGGCGAACAAUCAAUUUCUUCACACGUAAUUGCAACCAAAACGGAAGUCCAACCUGACCACACUAUCGAUAAAUUGACACAACCGGAAGUCACCACAAAACAAGCAACUUGUGACCGUUCCUUGCUUGAAAGUGUAAUCACUGGCGAAGUGAUGAUCCAGGAAAAAGAAUCAGACUUUGCCCAAACCAAAUUUGAUUUAAAAUCAGCUGCGGAAGAUUACACUCUUGGAGAGAGUGUUUCAAUAACUUCUGUCACUACUGCAGAUAAGGAAAAAGAUUUUAAGGAGAAAGAACGCGAGUUUGAAACCGCAGCCCCAAUUUUGUUGCCCCAAGACGAGGUCCAGGUUGGGGAAACCAUCCCAGGGGAUACUCUCGGGGAUUAUGAUAGAUCGUCACCUACUCGGGCCACAGCUCUUAAAACUCAAUCGGAACUACAAAGUAUUAUCAAUCUGGAGGCUGUUAUCGGAGAAUCUGAAGGAGAAUUCACUAAAGACACAAAACCGGAGCAAAAAACAGCAGGUGUUGAGUUUGAGGAAACUAAAACAGCCCUGAUUACGGAAACCUUAACUGUCGAUAAAGAAAAAAUGUAUGAACAAGCCGAAACUGCAACUUCUGGUCAAGCUUCACUAAGCUUCGACGUUCAACCGGUUGCUGAAACUAACAUUGUAGUUGCUGAAAACAUCACUAAGGAUGUGGUCGAAGUUUUGCCACUCUCAGCUAAAGCAAACGUCGAUCAAACUACUUUAGAGAGUGUUAUCCAAUCCGAAUCACUGGUCCGAGACAGUGAAACUCCCUUUGAUCGAACUCCUUUUGAUUUAAAAACCGCAACUAUUGCGUUUAGAGAAGAUACAGGAGUUGUGAUAACACAAACUGACAGUAACGAGAGUGAAACAAUUCUCAAACCCGGAGAAAAACCCGAAGGUAAACACGCAGCUCUAGGCCUUGAGACCUUAGAACUCGUUAUAAAAACCGAAACCGGAGUCAAUGAAACCUUCAAAGACUUGGAAAUACAAAAUCCGGAAACGGUGUCAGCGCAGUCUGAAUUUUCAGCUUUUAAAACCGCUGUUAAUCUUGAAACUGUCCCUACGGAGUCAGAUACACCUCUUGAAAUUUCUAAAACCGAAACUAAAAAUGUUGUAAUUUCGGUCAACGAAGGUCAAAGUGUGAUUGUGCAAACGGUUAUGACUAACGAAGCUGAAAAAGAGUUUGUGAAAGAAACGACUGAUACGAAAAUUGCUGAAGCUAGUUUCGCUGAUAUGAAAGCCGUUGCUGCAACCUGUCAAACCCAAGCUGAUUUAUGUAUCGGGGAUUUGAAACUUGAUAUUAAGGAUACCACAACUGCAAUUUCUGAAACAAUCCCUUACAAUAUCGUGACUCAAACUGAACAAAUUGUAAUCGAUAAAGAGGAAACGUUUGAAAAAGGAGGAAAACCGAGUGAGGUUAUCGCUAGUGUUAACGUUGAACCAGUCGAAGGAAUUGCUAUUUCUGAGGCUACGUUGGGGAUUAAGGAAGACACAUUUGUUCCUCUUGUUUUACCAUCGGAGAAAGUCGCAGUUAAAAGCAUCGAUGUGACUCAUAAAGUCGCGGAACAGACAACAGUAGACUCGAGUGCAGAUAUUGGGAAGUUUGAAAGUACCAAACCUGAAACUCAGCAAGCUUCUGAGAAUGAGGAAGCUCUUGCUAGUUUAAUUGUGAGUGAAAGUGUGACUGAGGAGAGAGAAUCCGAAUUUGAGGGUAAAUUUAAACCGACCACUAGUAAAGUAAAUGUCUCUUUAGAAGAAGGAAAAAAAGUUGUAGAAUCAAUUGAGUCUGUGACUCACGAUAAAGAAGGUUUGGUCAAAGACUUCGACUUGCCUAAAACCCAAAAAGCCACAAGCGGGUAUGACGCAAAACUCGUCCCAGAACAAACACAAAUUCAAUCCGAAAGCGUACCUGGGGAGUUGGUACAAGAAAUACCAUCGACAUCUACAGCCUCUAUUAAACACACAACUCACGAAGUGUUAAUCCAAACGGUACCACUUAUCCAAGAAAAAGAACAAAGCUUUGACCAGAAGCCAGACUAUGUGACUAAGAAAGCUGAAAUUGAAAUCGAAGAAGGCAAAAUAAUCUCAACUUCUGAAAUUAUCCCUGCUGAAAGGGAAAGUUUGUUGGAAGAGCAACGCAAACCGGAAACCACAAGUGCCAGUAUUGACGUCAUCAGCAAUAUUUCAAUGCAAGCCUCCGAGGUUUUAACCAGUAUGCAAGUUGGUGAUUUCGUUCCUGAAAAACCAGGAACCGCGUCUGCUGUUCCUGAACAAAACGUUCUGCAAAGUUUGACUCAAGCUGUAACUGAUGUUAUGGAUACUUUUGGGCAGUUUGAAGGUACUUUUAAACCCACCACCAAGAAAGCUGACACCAAAGUUGAUGUUUUAAGUGAGAUUACCACUAGUGAAACAUACACAGAAGCUCAAGCCGAAGAAUUUACUAAAUUUGAGGCCAAAACUGAGAAAGCCGUAGCCGAGUACGAUGCCACUAGGAAACCACUUCAAGCUUCGGAGGUACUUGUCAGUGAAAAUGUUGGCGAUUUCCAACCUGAAACCAAAGAACCGGUAGUCGGAAGUGUGACUCAGGGAGUACUAGAAGGGGUGAUUUCAUCAGAAAAUAUUGUACACGAAGCUGAAAAAGGUUUCGAUAAAACACCCGACUUUGAUACCAAGAAAGCAACACAAGUGUUUGAUGAAAAAUCCUCAAUAAACAUUACUGAUAUCACAACACAAGAAAAUGAAAGGGAAUUAGUGAGCGACUUCACUAAAGAGGAGAAAUUUGGAAUUUCCAACAUUACCUCUGACUUAACCACUAGUUCUAAAUCAGAAGUACUACUCCAUGAACACAUUGGAAAAUUAAAAACCGAAAAACCAAGCACUGAAACGGCUGAAAUCAGCGAAAGUACUUUGCAAAGUGUUAUAAUUUCGGAGAGAACGGUCCAGGAAACGGAAGUACCGUUCGACAAAACCCCUAUUGAGAGCAAAAGAGGCGACUUAUCGAUAAUUCCGCAAACUCCAGUCUCAAUUACUGAAAUCACAACAACUGACAAAGAAUCUGAGUUUGAGAAAACACCAAGUUUCAAAACAAGCACAGCCGAAAAGUCGAUCAGUCCUCAAGAGGUACCCCAAAUACAGGAAACCACGGUUCAAGAAGCUGUAACUUCUUUAUCUACUGAAAUACCUGAUAAAAGUAAAGCGCAACAAGAGCAUGUCCCUCACAGCACAGUCAGUAUUACUGAAAUCACCUCAAGCGAGAAAGAAGGCGAUUUUAAACGUCUUGAAAAGCCGUCAACACAAAUAGCAGCUUUCGAGUUGGAAGAAACCAGGAGCACUGCUUCCACAGCCCAGGUUGUGACCGACGAAAAGGAAGAAAUGUUUGAAGGGACUUUCAAAUUCAAAACUUUGAAAGCGGACAAAAGUGUUACAUCGCAGGAAGCUCCUUUGAUUGAGGAAGUAACAACAGAAGAGGAUUUAGGAAAAUUGAAAACUGACAUCCCUGAUAAAGAACAAGCUCUUGGGGAGCACAUUCCUCACAAAACUGUCAGUAUAACUGAGAUAACUUCUACGGAAAAAGAAAGUGAUUUCAAACCUGGCGAUAUGCCGGUAACUCAGUCUGCUGAACUGGAAUUAGAAGAAACAAGAAAAACUGCGUCAACUGCUCAAGUUUUGACUCAGGAAAAAGAAGUUUCGUUUGAAGGAACUGUUAAAUUUAAGACUUCUAAAGCUGACAAAACGAUAACACCUCAGGAAGUUCCAAUUAUCGAAGAAGUAAGAACAACGCAGGAUAUAGGAAAGCUGAAAACUGAGAUUCCAGAAAAAGGGGAAGCUUUGCAAGAACACAUCCCUUACACAAGUGUCAGCAUUACUGAAAUAACUUCAACUGAAAAAGAAAGUGGGUACAAACCCGGAGAUAAACCUGCAACCCAACUGGCCGAGUUGGAAUUAGAAGAUACAAGAAAAACUGCGUCAACUGCACAAGUCAUUGUCCAAGAAAAAGAAAGCGUUUUCGAGGACAAAAUCUCUUUCAAAACCAGCAAAGCCGAGAAGACUAUCAUCCCACAAGAAGCUCUAGUAAUUGAAGGGGUGACUUCAGUGGGAGACAUGCCCAAAUUUGAAAUCAAAGCACCUGAACAAGAACACGCCUCUCAGGAACACAUACCUCACUCUACAGUGAGUAUAACUGAAAUAACGUCCACCGAAAAAGAGCAAGAUUUCAAAGCGGGGGAUAAACCACUGACCCAACUCGCAGAAUUGGAGUUGGAGAAAACACGAAAAACUGCCUCAACAACUCAGGUUAUUACUCAGGAAAAGGAAGCUACUUUUGAGGAGAGUCGUGUUAAAACGACCACUGCUGAUAAGACAGUGAGUCCUCAGGAGGCUCCUCAGAUUGAGGAGACUCGAAUUGAGGAAGGUUUAGGGCGUUUUACAACCGAAGUACCCGAUAAAGGGGAAGCUUUACCGGAACAUGUUACACACUCAACUUUGAGUAUCACUGAAGUGACUUUGACUGAGAAAGAGGGUACUUUUAAACCUGGCGAUAAACCGGUCACUCAGCUGGCGGAUUUAGAAUUGGAAAAGACGCGAAAAACGGCUUCGACUGCUGAAGUGGUAACUGAGGAGAAAGUGAGUACUUUUGAGGAGACUUCUCCAAAGUCCUCCAAAGCUGAUAAAACUGUAAGUCCUCAAGAGGCACCUCAAAUUGAGGAAACAGAAGUUCAAGAAGGUUUGAGUAAAUUUAAACCCGAGGUGCCUUCAAAACAACUAGCCGAGUUUGAUUUGCAAGAAGGCAGAAAGAUUGGUCAGAAGAGCCUUGUAAAAACUUUUGAUUCAUUUGAGGAGUUUACUGAGACUGUCCAAGAAACCAGACGAGCUUCACAGGCAACUAUUCCCUUAGAAGGGUUAGUACAAAGUGAAGUCACCGUACAAGGUACUACUGAAAAAAUUCAAAAAGAAGAAACUAGCUUUAAAACUGCUAGUGUUGAUAUUUUGCUCAAGGAAGGUUUAACUGUGACUGAAGUUAACAUUCAAGGGCAGUUAGGUAAAGAAAUUACUGAAGGCCUUGCAAAAGAAUCAACAGCGCAAGAAGAAAUCGUCCAUCGUCCCGUUUCAGUGAAAGAAGAAACGGUUCCUCUUCAAACAAGUGAUGUAUUUACGACUGAGAAACCUAAACUAACGAAAGCUCAAAGUGACUUGACCGAAAAACACGGACUCAUAGUUACUGAAAUGAAAACAACGGGCGAUUUGGAGUCAAUAGACGUGGAAAAAGCAUCAUCAAAGACGGUUAAAGUAGUUUUGGAGGAUGUCGCGAGUUUGGAAAUUAGCGAAGUUCAGUUACAGGAGAAAGAAGGUCCGUUGGAUGAAACAGAACCACACAAAACACGAGCCAGAGUUACACAAACCACAUCUCUAACCCAAAAAGCAGAGCAACACACAUCAAUUAUCCAAAAAGAUGACACACCUCAGCUCCAUACAGAGGAAACACAUGAAAUUAUUACCAAAUUUAAAUCUGUACCAGAUAGUGAUGAAACCACUCAAAUCAUUACUAAAAAAACUAUUAUCAAAAAACGCGAUAAGAAAGCAGAGGAAGGUGAUGUUAUCAUUGAAGAAGUUUUGGAUGAAAUUGCCCCUGAAACAGAAAAAAUUAAACAAAGUCCUCUUAUUGAAGAAAUCGUUGAAGAAGAGGUAAAACCAGAAGUGCUUGAAGACACCGAAACAAAAACUGUAAAGAUUCAGAAGAAAAUUAAGAAGAAAAAAGUGAUUGAAGACACACAGGUUGUAGAGGAAGAAAAACCGAUCAUUCAAGAACUCCCAGAAGAGGUACAAGAAGUCGAAGAAGAAGUGGAUGGAAAAGUCACUAAGAAAAUAAUCAAGCGAAGAAAGAUCAGAAAGCGUAAAGGUAGCAAACAGGAAGAUACUGAAAUAGUUACAGUAGAACAAGAAGGACAAAAGCCUGAAACAACUGUCACGAUUGAAGAAAUCGAAGUGCCUGAAGAAUUAGAAGAAAUUCCUGAAUUUAAACCUGAAAUAGCACAUAUAGAAGAAACACCCAUUGAAACACAAAUUCUGAAAAUCACAACGCCAGAUGGUAAAACCAAAACCAAGACUGUAAAACGAAAAGUUUUCAAGAAACGUAAAGGUGGAAAACAGGAAAAUACGGAAAUUGUUACAGUUGAAGAAGAAGGUCAAGAACCUGUUACUACAGUUUCAGUUGAAGAAUUGCCAGCUGUUGAAGAAAUUAAACCUGAAUAUGUGGAAGAACUACCAAGUGAAGUUCAUGUAACGGAAAGUGUAACUGAAGAAGGUAAGACUAAGAAAACAGUAGUUAAAAAAAUUAGGCGUCGCAAAGGUGACAAAGAAGAAGAAACUAAAAUUGUAACCGUAGAAGAAGAAGGGAAGAAACCUGAAACCACUGUUUUAGUUGAAGAAAUUAAAGAGCCCCAAGAACCGGAGAUCGAAGAGAAACAUAAAAAGAAGAUAAUUAAAAAGAUUAAACGAAGGAUCGGAGAUAAAGAGGUUGUUGAAACUAUUGAAGACGAGAAACUCGAAAUAGAAGAAAUACGCGAAUUUGAACCCGAGAAAGUAUCCACUGAAAUCGAAGUGGUUAAAAGUGUAACAAAAGAUGGGAAAGCCGUUAAAACAACAAUCAAAAAAAUUAAAAAACGCAAAGGCAAGAAAGAAGAAAGGACUAAAAUUGUCACUGUUGAAGAAGAAGGUAAAAAGCCUCAAACCUCAGUUACUGUUGAAGAGGUUGUUAUGCCUGAAGAAGUUGAAGAGUUGCCUGAAUUUAAACCUGAAGAACAAGUUUCUACUGAAACUUAUGUUACUGAAACAAUUACCGAAGAAGGUAUACCUAAAAAAACAACAGUUAAAAAAAUUAAGAAACGCAAGGGACGUAAAGAAGAACAAACUGAAAUUGUGACAGUAGAAGAAGAAGGUAAGAAACCGGAAACUAAAGUUGCCGUUCAAGAAAUUGAAAUACCGGAAGAAGAAAUAAAACAAAUUCCUGAAUUUGAACCAGAAAAAGUUUCAACAGAAACAGAAGUCGUAGAAACUAUCACAGAUGAGGGUAAACCUAAGAGAACUAUAAUAAAGAAAAUCAGAAAACGAAAAGGUGAAAAAGAAGAAAAGACUGAAAUUGUUACUGUAGAAGAAGACGGCAAAAAGCCUGAAACAACUGUUACGGUUGAAGAAGUACCAGUUGAAGAGAUUCCAGAAAAGAUUUUAACAGAAACUGAAGUGAUUACAACAGUUACGAAAGAAGGUAAACCCAAAAAGACCGUAAUUAGAAAAAUCAAAAAACGGAAGGGUGGAAGAGAGGAGCAAACCCAAAUUGUCACCGUUGAAGAAGAAGGUAAAAAACCAGAGACUACAGUAACAGUAGAAGAGAUUCCAGUUCAAGAAGCAAUUGCAGAAAUUCCUGAAUUUAAACCAGAAAAGGUGUCGACAGAAACUGAAGUAAUUGAAACUGUUACAAAAGAAGGUAAACCUAAGAAAACCAUAAUUAAGAAAAUUAAAAAGCGUAAAGGUGGCAAAGAAGAACAGACACAAAUCGUGACUGUUGAAGAAGAAGGCAAAAAGCCUGAAACUACAGUUACAGUUGAAGAAAUCCCGCUUGAGGAAGCAGUUGAAGAAAUACCGGAAUUCAAAGCAGAAACAGUUUCUACCGAAACACAUAUAAGUGAAACGAUAACUGAGCAAGGUAAACCUAAGAAAACAAUUAUAAAGAAAAUUAAAAAACGUAAAGGAGAGAAACAAGAACAAACACAGAUCGUGACUGUGGAAGAAGAAGGCAAAAAGCCUGAAACAACAGUUACAGUUGAGGAAAUUCCAGUUGAAGAAGCUUUUGAAGAAAUACCCGAGUUUAAACCAGAAAAAGUUUCCACAGAAACUGAAGUGAUUGAAACUGUUACAAAAGAGGGUAAGCCUAAAAAAACUAUAAUCAAAAAGAUAAAGAAACGUAAAGGAGAGAAAGAGGAACAAACCAAAAUUGUAACAGUUGAAGAAGAAGGUAAACAACCUGAAACUACAGUUACAGUUGAAGAAUUACCAGUUGAGGAGGGAGUUGAAGAAAUCCCUGAGUUUAAACCAGAAAAGAUAUCUACAGAAACUGAAGUGAUUGAAACGGUUACAAAAGAGGGUAAACCUAAAAAGACAAUAAUCAAGAAAAUUAAGAAAAGAAAAGGUGGAAAAGAAGAACAAACCCAAAUUGUUACUAUUGAAGAAGAAGGAAAGAAACCUAAAACAACAGUUACAGUCGAAGAAAUUCCUGUUGAAGAAGCUCUCGAAGAAGUUCCUGAAUUUAAACCAGAGAAAAUUUCCACAGAGACUGAAGUAAUUGAAACUGUUACUAAAGAAGGUAAGCCUAAAAAGACUAUAAUCAAGAAGAUAAAGAAACGAAAAGGAGGGAAGGAGGAACAAACUAAAAUUGUAACAGUUGAAGAAGAAGGCAAAAAACCUGAAACUACAGUUACAGUUGAAGAAUUACCAGUUGAAGAGGGAGUUGAAGAAAUCCCUGAGUUUAAACCAGAAAAGAUAUCUACAGAAACUGAAGUUAUAGAAACUAUUACAAAAGAUGGUAAACCUAAGAAAAUUGUAAUAAAGAAGAUUAAAAAACGUAAAGGUGACAAAGAAGAACAAACCAAAAUUGUAACAGUAGAAGAAGCAGGUAAAAAGCCGGAAACUACAGUCACGGUUGAAGAAAUUCCGUUCCAAGAAGCAACUGAAGAAAUAAUUCCUGAAAAACUAUCUACAGAAACUGAAGUUGUUGAAACAGUUACCAAGGACGGUAAACCUAAGAAAACAAUAAUAAAGAAAAUAAAGAAACGUAAAGGAGGAAAAGAAGAACAAACUCAAAUUGUAACUGUUGAAGAAGCAGGUAAAAAACCGGAAACUACAAUUACAGUUGAAGAAAUUCCCCUCCAAGAAGCAACUGAAAAAAGAAUUUCGACAGAAACUGAAGUAAUUGAAACUAUUACAAAAGAAGGAAAACCUAAAAAAACGAUUAUUAAGAAAAUUAAGAAAAGAAAAGGUGGAAAAGAAGAACAAACACAGAUCGUAACAAUUGAAGAAGAAGGUAAGAAACCCGAGACAACAGUUACAGUAGAGGAAAUACCUGUGCAGGAAACAACGGAAGAAUUACCUGAAUUCAAGCCUGAACAAAUUUCGACUGAGACUUUUGUUACCGAAUCAGUUACUGAAGAAGGUAAACCAAAGAAAACUAUUGUGAAAAAAAUUAAGAAACGUAAAGGAGAAAAAGAAGAAAAAACAGAAAUCGUAACUAUUCAAGAAGAAGGCAAAAAGCCUGAAACGACUGUAACAGUUGAAGAAGUACCGGUUGAGGCAAUUCCAGAAAAAAUUUCAACAGAAACUGAAGUAAUUACAACAGUAACCAAAGAAGGUAAACCUAAAAAGACCGUAAUAAGAAAAAUCAAAAAACGAAAGGGUGGAAAAGAGGAGCAAACCCAAAUUGUAACCGUUGAAGAAGAAGGUAAAAAACCAGAGACUACAGUAACAGUAGAAGAGAUUCCAGUUCAAGAAGUAGUUGAAGAAAUUCCUGAAUUUAGACCAGAAAAGGUCUCGACAGAGACUGAAGUAAUUGAAACUGUCACAAAAGAAGGUAAACCUAAGAAAACCAUAAUUAAGAAAAUUAAAAAGCGUAAAGGUGGUAAAGAAGAACAGACUCAGAUCGUGACUGUUGAAGAAGAAGGCAAACAGCCUGAAACUACAGUUACAGUUGAAGAAAUCCCGGUUGAGGAAGCAGUUGAAGAAAUACCGGAAUUCAAAGCAGAAACAGUUUCUACCGAAACGCAUACAAGUGAAACAAUAACUGAGGAAGGUAAACCUAAGAAAACAAUUAUAAAGAAAAUUAAAAAACGCAAAGGAGAGCAAGAAGAACAAACACAAAUCGUAACUGUUGAAGAAGAAGGUAAGGAACCUCAAACUACAGUUACAGUGGAAGAAAUAAGUGUACCAGAAACUAUAGAAGAAAGUCACAAAAAACCAAAAGUAAAGAAAGCUAAAAAACUUAAAGAGGAGAAAGAAGAACCUGAGAAAAUUCUUUUUGUACCUACAUUAGCACAGAAAAAGAAAGAAGAAGAUGAGGAUCUUCUUGAAAUGAUUAAAACUGAACUUCUUAAAAAAGCUCUGGCACAUGAACUUCCUGAAAAGAAACCUGAAGAAGAAACUGUGGAAACACAUGCGACGGAAACUGUAAUGGAACAAGGCAAACUUAAGAAAACUAUUGUUAAAAAGAUUAAAAAGCGUAAAGGAGGAAAAGAAGAACAAACUGAAACCGUAACAAUUCAGGAAGAAGGUAAAACACCCGAAACAACAGUUUGUCUCCAGGAAAUUGAUAUUCCCGAAGAAGUACAGGAAAUACCCGAGCUUAAACCUGAAACUCUUUCUUCCGAAACUUACGUAUCGGAAUCUGUAACUGAGACUGGUAAACUUAAAAAGACUGUUGUAAAGAAAAUUAAGAAACGUAAAGGAGGUAAAGAAGAACACACAGAAAUUGUCACUGUAGAGGAGGAAGGUAAAAAACCUGAAACUAUUGUUACUGUAGAAGAAAUUCCAGUUGAAGAAACUAAACCAGAGCAAAUUUCCACAGAAACUGAAGUAAUUGAAACUGUUACUAAACAAGGUAAGCCUAAAAAGACUAUAAUCAAGAAGAUAAGGAAACGUAAAGGAGAGAAGGAAGAACAAACUAAAAUUGUAACAGUUGAAGAAGAAGGCAAAGAACCUGAAACUACAGUUACAGUUGAAGAAUUACCAGUUGAGGAGGGAGUUGAAGAACUCCCUGAGUUUAAACCCGAAAAGAUAUCUACAGAAACUGAAGUUAUAGAAACUGUUACAAAAGAUGGUAAACCUAAGAAAACUGUAAUUAAGAAGAUUAAAAAACGUAAAGGUGACAAAGAAGAACAAACCAAAAUUGUAACUGUAGAAGAAGCAGGUAAAAAGCCGGAAACUACAGUCACAAUUGAGGAAAUUCCGUUCCAAGAAGCAACUGAAGAAAUAAUACCUGACAAAGUAUCUACUGAAACUGAAGUUAUUGAUACGGUUACCAAAGAAGGAAAACCUAAGAAAACAAUAAUAAAGAAAAUCAAAAAACGUAAAGGUGCAAAAGAAGAACAAACAGAAAUUAUAACUGUUGAAGAAGAAGGCAAGUUACCUGAAACAACAGUUACGGUUAAAGAAAUACCAUUAACUGAAGCAAUAGAAGAAAUUUUACCUGAAAAAGUAUCAACUGAAACUGAGAUUGUUGAAUCAGUUACCAAAGAAGGGAAACCUAGGAAAACUAUUGUAAAGAAAAUUAAGAAACGAAAAGGUGACAAAGAAGAACUUACAAACAUUGUAACUGUUGAAGAAGAAGGUAAACAACCGGAAACCACAAUUACAGUUGAAGAAAUUCCCUUCCAAGUACCUCAAAGUACUACAGUAAGUGUUACAGAAAUCGAAAUUCCAGAAGAAAUACAACAAUUACCUGAAUUUAAACCUGAAAGUGUUUCUACUGAAACACACGUAAUUGAAACAGUAACUGAGGAAGGCAAACCUAAGAAAACAAUAGUGAAAAAAAUCAAAAAACGUAAAGGAGACAAAGAAGAAAAGACAGAAAUUGUAACUGUUGAAGAAGAAGGUAAGAAACCUGAAACUACUGUAACGGUGGAAGAGUAUGAAAGGCCUGAAGAAUUACAACCUGAAGAGCCUGCACAUAAAAAACCUAAGAAGAAAAUUAAAAAACUAAAGGAACCCAAAGAGGAUACAGAAGAACCGGAGAAAAUACUUUUUGUUCCGACUUUAGUACAGAAACAGGAGGAAGAAGAAGGGGAUGUCAUAGAAAUGAUUCAGACGGAACUACUGAAAAAGGCAAUAGCUCACAAAUUACCUGAAAAGAAACCUGAAGAAGAAAUUGUUGAAAUGCAUGUUACUGAAACUUUGACUGACGAAGGUAAACCAAAGAAAACAAUCUUGAAGAAAAUUAAAAAACGCAAAGGUGCCAAAGAGGAAAAAACUGAAAUAUUAACUGUUGAAGAAGAAGGCAAAAAACCUGAAACAACUGUAACUGUUGAGGAAAUCCCAAUUGAAGAAUUAACUGAAGAAAUUCCUGAGAAAAUUCUAACUGAAACUGAAGUGACAGAAACCAUUACCGAAGAAGGUAAACCGAAAAAAACAAUUAUAAAGAAAAUUAAGAAAAGGAAAGGUGGCAAAGAAGAACAAACUCAGAUUGUAACUGUGGAGGAAGCAGGUAAGAAACCUGAAACAACAGUUACAGUAGAGGAAAUUCCAGUGGCUGAAGAAAUACCGGAAGAGCAACUUCUUACUACAGAAACGUACGUAACAGAAACUAUAACCGACGAAGGCAAACCAAAGAAAACAGUUACAAAGAAAAUCAAGAAACGUAAAGGCAAUAAAGAAGAAACAACAAAAGUCGUGACAGUUGUGGAAGAAGGCAAAAAACCUGAAAGUACAGUUUUUAUUGAAGAAAUAGAAAUUCCUGAGGCUACAGAAGAACUUCGUGAAAAAGUUUCAACAACUACUGAAAUAGUAGAAACUAUUACUGAAGAAGAUAAACCAAGAAAAACUAUUGUGAAGAAAAUAAAGAAACGUAAGGGUGAUAAAGAAGAACGAACAGAAAUCGUAACAGUUGAAGAAGAAGGCAAAAAACCACAGACAACAGUUGCAGUUGAAGAAAUUGAAGUUCCCGAAGAAAUCGAAGAAUUCAAACCAGACAUCAUUGAAGAACUUCCUGCUGAAGUGCAAGUUACCGAAACCAUAACUAAAACAGGUAAACCUAAGAAAACUACUGUUCGAAAAUUGAAGAGACGUAAAGGUAGCAAAGAAGAAAGAACAGAAAUUGUAACUGUAGAAGAAGUAGGUAAGAAACCAGAAACAACCGUUACAGUCGAAGAAAUUGACGUUACCGAAGAAGUGAAAGAAAUUCCGGAAAUUAAACCUGAAGAACCAAAAUACAUUGAAGAAUUACCUGUUGAAGUAUUCGUUACUGAAACCAUAACAAAAGAAGGUAAGCCUAAGAAAUCAACAGUUAAGAAAAUUAAGAGACGCAAAGAUGAUAAAAUAGAAGAAACGAAAGUAACAAGAAUAGAAGAAGAAGGUAAAAGACCUGAAACCACUGUUCUGAUUGAAGAAAUAGAAAUACCAGAAACAAUCGAAGACAUUCCUGACUUUCAGCCACAAAAAGUCUCUACCAAAAUACAAGUAGUGGAGACACUAACUAAGGAAGGUAAGCCCAAGAAAACAAUCACAAAGAAAAUAAAGAAACGUAAAGAUGGUAAAGAGGUAAAGACCGAAACUGUGACAGUAGAAGAAGAAGGGAAAAAGCCUAAAACAACAGUUAUUUACGACGACUUCGAAGUACCUGAAGAACUAGAAACAGAAAUAGUUGAACCUGAAAGAGUAGACCACAUUGUUGAGUUACUUGGUGAGAUCCAAGUAACGGAGACCGUAACAAAAGAGGGUAAACCUAAAAGAAAAGUUGUUAAAACAAUUCGUAGACGUAAAAAAGGUAAAGUAGAAAAAACAGAAAUUGUGACAGUAGAAGAAGAAGGCAAAAAACCUGAAAUGGAAGUUUCUGUAACUGAAAUUCCAGAAGAACAAGAACUGAAACCUCGAGAAGCUGAUUAUGUUGAAAAAGUACCAGUGGAAGUACAGGUAAGUGAAACAGUAACUAGAGAAGGUAAGCCUAGAAAAACUAUAGUAAAGAGAAUCAGACGACGUAAAGGUAACAAAGAAGAAAAAACAGAAGUAGUAACUGUAGAAGAAGAAGGUAAAAUACCUGAAACUUUUGUUUCUGUUGAAGAAUUAGAGAUACCUGAACCAGAAAAAGUUUCAACUGAAAUUCAAAUCACUGAAACUAAGACCAAGGAAGGUAAGCCGAAAAAGACAAUUGUAAAGAAAAUCAAAAAGCGUAUAGGUAAUAAAGUUGAAAAAACUGAAAUGGUAACAGUGGAGGAAGUAGGUAAAAAGCCUCAAACAACCGUCUCAGUUGAGGAAAUUGAAGCACCAGAAGCAUUAGAAGAAAUACCAGCACUUGAAUAUAAAAGUGCUGAUUUUGUAGAAGAAACACCUGCAGAAGUGGAAGUCAAAGAAGCGGUAACUAAAGACGGCAAACGCCAGAAAGUUACUACUAGAAAAAUCAAGAAAAAGAAAGGUUUGAAACAAGAGAAAACCGAAAUUGUAACAGUGGAUGAAGAAGGCAAACCACCUGACAUAACUGUAACUGUGGAAGAAAUUCCAUUAUUGGAAGAAACCAUUAAGCCUGAAAAACCUAUUGAGCAAGUGCCUGUGGAAGUAACUGUAACGGAAACGGUAAGUAAGGAAGGUAAGCCAAUAAAAACUAUCGUGAAAAAGAUUAAGCGACGCGUUGGAAACAAAGAGGAAAAAACAAAAAUUGUAACAGUGGAAGAGGUAGGUAAGAAACCACAAACAACGUUUUCAAUUGAGGAAAUACUAAUACCUGAAGAAGUUGAACCAAUACCUGAACAACCUGCUAUAAUUGAAGAACUCCCUACUGAAAUUAAAGUAACUGAAAUAAUUGGAAAAGACGGAAAGUCUUCAAAGAAGAUCGUCAAAGUGCGACGUUUACGAAAACGUAAAGGUAGUAAACAAGAAGAAACUCAAAUUGUAACAGUGGAAGAAGAAGGCAAAAAGCCAAUGACUUCUGUAACAGUGGAAGAAAUUCCUGUUCCAGAAUUUGUUCAUGAAUUACCCGAAAUGAAAACAGAGGAAGCAGUGUUUUUGGAAGAAUUACCCACAGAAAUUAAAGUUACUGAAACAGUAACUUUGGAAGGAAAACCCAAACAAAAAAUAUUCAAAACUCGAAAAAUACGAAAACGCAAAGGUAGCAAACAGGAAAAUACCGAAAUUGUGACAGUUGAAGAAGAAGGAAAGAAACCACAAUUUUCUGUACUUGUUGAAGAGAUAGACGUGCCUGAAGAAGUAACACAAAUUUUACCACAAGAAUCUACUUAUAUUGAGGAAUUACCAACAGAAAUUAAAGUUACAGAAGUGGUAUCAAAAGAAGGUAAACCUAAGAAGAAAACGGUCAAAAUUAGAAAAAUCAGAAAACGUAAAGGCAGUAAACAGGAAGAUACAAGUAUUGUAACAGUUGAAGAAGAAGGAAAACCCAUUGAAACUUCUGUAACUGUUGAAGAAAGUGAAAUUCCUGCAAACAUACUAGAAUUCGAAGAAAAACCUUCGGAAGGCAUUUUCAUUGAAGAGUUGCCACAAGAGGUUCAAAUUGUCGAAACUAUAACUCCUGAUGGUAAAACAAAGAAACAGAAAAUUAAAAAACGAGUUAUUUGUAAAAGAAAAGAUGAUAAAGAAGAAAAAACUGAAAUUGUAACUGUAGAAGAAGAGGGUAAACAACCUGAAACUACAGUUACGGUGGAGGAAACAGAAGCACCGCUUAAGUCCAAAAAGAAGAAAGUUAAACAAGUACAAAAACCUAAAAAAGAAGAACCUGAAGACAAAAUUCUGUUUGUACCAACUUUGGCCGAAAAAGAAGAUGAAGAACCAAUUGAAGUUGAAGAGGUUUUAGAUAUGAUCAGAACGGAACUCUUAAAAAAAGCAAUAGCUCAUGAACUUCCUGAUUUCCCUGAAGGGGAAAUUACUGAAAUACCUCAGUUUGCUGCAACAGAAUUGCCGGAAGAAGUUCUACAAGUUGAAGAAGUCGAUAAGAAAGGAGUACCUGUUAAGAAGACUAUCAAGAAACGUACAAUCAAAAAGAAAAAAGGUGACAAACUUGAAAUUACGAAAAUACAAAUAACUGAAAAACAAGGAGAAAAACCUGAAACAAUUGUAACUACUGAAGAGGUAGAUGAAGAUGACAAAAAUUAUCAGCAGCCAGGAGUACCAAUAACUGAGUUACCGGAGAAUGUUGAGGUUAUUGAAAUUAGCACUAAUGAUAAAACUCCAAAGAAAAAGGUUACAAAAAAGAAAACGUUAAUAAAAAAAGUGGGACCAAAAGUUGAAGCUACUGAAAUUGUGACCGUACUUGAAGAUGAUAAACCUCCUGAACAAACGGUUACUGUAAAAGAAUAUCCGCAAAAGCCGAAGAAAGUUAAAAAGGCAAAAAAAGAUAAACCCAAGACUCAUGAUGUUGAGAAAGCAAAGCCUGUACCUAUGAAAUUAGAAAUUAUUAAAAUGGAGCCGAUUAAAGUAAAAAUCGUUACAAAAGAAGAAAUACCACUUCUUAGUCAAUUGAAAAAACCUAAAGCAAUACCAAAGAAACAAACACAAAAAGUUACUUUCCCAAAAAUUCGUCUUACUAGCAGAAUAGUACGAGUUACUUUCCCUCCGGAAAAAGAACAAGAACAAAAACCAAUCAUUACUGAACGCAAACGUGACCUAAAAGAUCACGGAGAACUCUCACGAAAUGUGAAAGAAGCACAUGAAGUACUAAAACGCAAAAAGUUUAAAGUAAAAGAUAUUGAACAAUUUAUUCCCGAUUUGGAAAUUCCGGAAGAUACCAAACUUCUGGAAAAAGUGAAAACGGACAAAGAUAAACCAAAGGAUAAGUAUGAAAGAAAACCUAAACCUACAGCUGAAGAGGAAGAACAACCCGAAGGGCUUAAAAUCGGUAAAGGUAAAGUACCUGUCGAUGACAAUGAGCUUGAAAAAGUUAAACUUAAGAAAAUCCCUGAAAAACUCAAAGAAGAAGUACCCGAACAGCCUGAAAAGCCAAAACCAAAAUCAAAACCAGAAUCAGUGCCAAAAUCUGAAAAACCAGACGAAGAACGUGACAAGAUUAAGUUUAAACCAUACGAUAUUGAUUUGCCCGAAACUGAGUUAGAGAAACCUGAAAAAUUCGAUUACGAAAAGGACACAGGCGAAAAGGAUCAUAAAAAAGGUAGAUAUAAACCUAAAAAGAAAGAUAAACCUAAACCUGAAACAGAAGAAAUUGAAAUAAUCAAAGGAAAACCAAAAGAAAAAUCUGAUGAUGAAGAAAAGGAUCUUAAAUUGAAGUAUAAACAAAAACCUAAACCGGAGGAAGAACCGGAAACGAUUAAACUGAAACCUUGGAAGAAAGAUGCAGAUGAUGAGGUCACUCCUGUCAAACUAUCAGAUAAAAUUAAGUUUAGAAUACCAAAAGUCUCAUACAUCCAGGAAGAACCCGAGAAAGAGGAAGUUAUUGAAGAAAUAAUUGACAAUAAGCCUAGAAAGAAAAGAGUAAAAAAGAGAGUACUUAAGAAAGAUUUAGAUAAUAAUACACGAGAAAUAACCGAAAUCGUAACGGUACAAGAAGAAGAUAAAAAACCAGAAACAACAAUAGUGACAACUAUUGAACCACUGAUAGAAGAACUUGUGGAACCACUGAAAGUAGAAAAGAGAGUUGUACCAACAAUUGUGAUUGAAAUGCCUGAGGAAAUGAAAGUUACUGAAGUGAAAACCGAGGAAGGUAAACCUGUGAAAAAGGUUACUAGAAAGAAAGUUAUUAAGAAACGAGUUGGUCCCAUUGAGGAGGUUAUUAAUAUUGAAAGCACCGAAAUUGAAGGAAAAGAACCGGAAACAUUAGUUACCGUUGAAGAGAUUAUUUCUGACGACCUUCCAGAGCUUUAUGAAGGAGUAAUUAUUGAAGAACUUCCAGAAAAAGUUGAAGAAAUAGAAACAGAAGUCAGAGGUAAAAUCAAAAAGAAAAAGAUCAGAAAGCGGGUUUUUAAGAAAGAUGAUGAAGGACAGAAAGAGAUAACAGAAAUUGUUUCUGUUGAAGAUGAAGAAAAGCCUGAACUUAGUGCGACUAUAAUAGUACCCGAUGAAACUACUACUUUUACGAUAGAAUUUCCGGAAGAUAUUGAAGUUUCUGAAGUAAACAAAACGAAAAAGAUUAAAAAGAGAAGAGUUAUUAAAAAACAAAUCGGUCCAAUGCAAGAAAUUACAAAAAUUGAAACUGAGGAGAUGGAGGGCAAAGAACCUGAAAGUACAGUAACUAUUGAAGAAAUAAUUGCGGAUGAAAUUCCUGAAAUAAUAGAAGCUCAACCUGUUAAGGAGUUACCAGAAAAGGAAAUAAUAGUUGAAGAAGAAAUUAAAGGAAAAAUCAGAAGGAAGAAAAUUAGAAAGAGGGUAGUGAAGAAAGAUCUUGAAGGUAAACAAGAAAUUACUGAAAUUGUUACCACAAAAGAAGAUAAUAAAGAACCCCAAACAAGUGUUACAACACUUGUGUAUGAUGUUUCUUCUAAUGAACUUUUGACUGAAGAAAUAACAGAACCUCUUGAGCCUCAAAAACGUAAACCAAUAAAAGUUACUCCGACAAUUGUAGAACUUCCGGUAAAAGUAACGGUAACCGAAGAAAAAUCAAAAAGAGGACCAUCUAAGAGAGUAGUUAAGAAAGUAAGAACUAUCAAAAAACAAAUAGGUCCCAUACAAGAAAUAACAAAAAUUGAAACAGCCAAAGAAGAAGGCAAAGAGCCAGAAACAACAGUUACAACUGAGGAAAUAAUAGCUGAUGAGAUUCCAGAAAUUAUGGAAGCUAAACCUAUUGAAGAACUACCUGAAAAAGUUGAAGUUAUUGAGGAAGUUGUUAAAGGAAAACUUGUAAAGAAGAAAAUCAAGAAGAAGGUAAUUAAGAAAACAGAUGAUGAUGGAAAUCAGGAAAUUACACAAAUUGUGACAACAGAAAAUGAAGAUAAGAAACCAGAAACAACUGUUACAACUUUCAUUGCUGAAACUAGUUCAUUGCUACCUUUGGAAGAAGAAACAAAAUCAUUCAAACCUGAAAAGAGACCGAAGAAAAAAAUUAAACUAAAUGUAAUUGAACUUCCAGAAGAGGUUAAAGUUACAGAAGUAGAAACUAGAAAAGGACCUAAAAAGAAGGUUACAAAAACCAGAGUUAUAAAGAAACAAAUAGGUCCAAUUGAAGAAAUAACUAAAAUUGAAACAACUGAAGAAGAAGGUAAAGAACCAGAAACCACAAUUACUGUACAAGAAUUAAUUUCAGACGAAACUCCUGAAAUUGUUGAAAUCAUACCUAUUGAAGAGCACGAAAAAAUCGAAGUGAUGCAUGAAAAAGUGGGUGAUAAAGUAAAAACAAAGAAAAUCAAGAAACGAAUUCUUAAAAAAGUUGUUGAUGGCAGGCCUGAUGUUACAGAAAUUGUUACAGUUGAGGAAGACGACAAAAAACCUGUAACCACUGUCACCAAAUUGCACAAUAUUCCAGAACUCAAAGAAGAAAUUGUAAAACCGUUUAAAACUGAAAUGAAGAAACCGGAAGAAGUCAAGCCUGUCACUGUUGAAUUACCGGAAGAAGUCACUGUUACAGAAGUAAAAACAAAGAAAGGUCCUGUUAAGAAAGUUGUGAAAACUAAACUAAUUAAAAAACAGAAAGGUGAUGUGCAAGAAAUCACCAAAAUUGAAACUACCGAAGAAGAAGGCAAAGAGCCAGAAACAAUAGUCAAAAUUGAGGAAAUUCUUGCUUACGAACCACUUGCUUAUGAAGAAGCUAAUGUGAUUGAAGAAUUGCCAGAGAAAAUCGAUGUUAUUGAAGAAAUAGUCGGUGGCAAAAUUAAAAGAAAGAAGAUCAAGAAACGAGUUCUUAAAAAAGAUAAAGGUGAAAAACAAGAAAUAACUGAAUUUGUUACAGUUGAGGAAGAGGGUAAAGAACCUCAAACCACUGUUACAACUUAUGAUACUUUAACACAACCUUUGGAAGUUGCCGAACCUUACGAAUCCGAAAUCACAAAACCGAAAAAAAUUAAACCAACUGUUGUCGAACUACCAACGGUCACAAUGACUGAGGUUACCGCAAUAAAGGGAAAACCUAUUAAAAAAACCGUUACAAAGAAAGUUUUUAAGAAACAAACAGGACCUAUAGAAGAAGUUACUAAAAUUCAAACAGUUGAAGAAGAUGGUAAAGAGCCUGAAACCAUUGUUACAAUUGAAGAAGUAAUUGCCGAAGAAUCUCUUCCAUUUGAAGAAGCUAUAGUUGUAGAAGAAUUACCGGAAAAAGUUGAAGAAGUUGAAGAAGUCGUACGUGGAAAAAUUAAGAAGAAGAAAAUUAAAAAGCGUGUCAUUAGGAAAGACGAAGACGGUAAACAAGAAAUUACAGAAAUUGUUACUGUUGAGGAAGACGAUAAAAAACCUCAAACCACUGUUACAACAUUGAUUCACGAUUUGUUACCACUUGAAACCUUUGAAGAAACUUCUGAAUUCCCAAGGCUGAAAAAGAAGAAACCAAAGAGUAUUAAACCAAUUAUUGUAGAACUUCCAGAAGUCAAAGUUACAGAAGUUGAUGUCAAAGAAGGAAAACCUGUCAAGAAAACAGUUACUAAAAAAGUAAUUAAAAAACAAAUCGGUCCUAUUCAAGAAACAACAAAAAUUGAAACGGCUGAAAUAGAAGGUGAAGAGCCUGAAACCACUGUUACAGUUGAAGAAAUUAUUGCGGAUGAGUCUCUUCCGCUAGAAGAAGCAACAGUCGUAAAAGAGUUACCUGAAAAAGUCGAUAUUGUCGAAAACGUUGUGGAUGGAAAAAUUAUAAAGAAGAAAAUUAAAAAACGUGUCAUCAAAAAAGAUAAAGAUAAUGGCCAACAGGAAAUCACACAAAUUAUUACAGUUGAAGAAGAUAAUGAGAAACCACAAACUACUGUUACUAUGUUAAUUCAUGAUACUUCCUCCACAGAACCUUUAGAAGAAGAAACAGAAAAAUUGAAACCUGAUAAAACAAAAUUGAAAAAAAUUAAACCCACUGUAAUUGAAAUGCCCGAAGAAAUUAAAAUUAGUGAAGUAAAAACUGAAGAAGGCUUACCAGUCAAGAAAAAAGUUACCAAGAAAGUGAUUAAAAAACAAAUUGGGCCAAUUCAGGAAGUUACUAAUAUUGCAACUAUUGAAGAAGAAGGUAAAGAACCUGAAACAACAGUCACUGUUGAUGAAUUUAUUGCAGAUCUUCCUGAAUUAGCUGAAGGUACAGUAGUUGAGGAAUUACCAGAAAAGGUCGAUGUCAUUGAAACUGUGGUAGGUGAACAGAUUCAGAAAAAGAAAAUCAAAAGACGAGUCAUAAAGAAAGAUAAAGAUGGUAAAAAAGAGAUAACAGAAAUUGUGACUGUUGAAGAAGACGAUAAGAAACCUCAAACUACAGUUACUACUCUCAUUCACGACAUUUCUUCUGAAGGACCUCUUGAACAAGAAUCCUUCAUUUCUUUCGAACCUGGUAAAAAACAACCUAAAAAGGUUAAACCCAUUACUGUUGAAUUGCCUGAAGAGGUCAAAGUUACUGAAAUUGUGACUCAAGAAGGACCAAAACAAAAAGUUACUAAAAAAAGAAUUAUUAAGAAACAAAUUGGUCCAAUUCAAGAAAUCACCAAAAUUGAAACAGCCGAAGAAGAAGGUAAAGAACCUGAAUCCACUGUUACAAUUGAAGAAAUUAUCUCCGACGAAACACCAGAAUUAGUUGAAGCUCAACCUGUUGAAGAAGUAGAAAAGGUUGAAGUUUUUGAAGAAAAAGUAGGUGACAAAGUUAAAACUAAGAGAAUCAAAAAGCGUAGAAUAACUAAAAACAUUGAUGGUAAACCUGAAAUUACAGAAAUUGUUACUGUUGAAGAAGAUCAUAAAAAACCUAAAACAAUUGUCAUUAAAUCUCAUGAUGUUUCUUCAACAGAUCUUCCGCUUGAAAUUAUUCAACCUUUUGAAGUUGAAAAAACAAAGAAGAAGAAAAUACAACCAUUAACUGUAGAGUUACCGGAAGAAGUAACAGUAACUCAGGUUAUCACAGAAAAAGGACCAGUUGAAAAAGUGACCAAAAAACGAACUAUAAAAAAGCAAAUCGGUCCCCUGCAAGAAAUAACGAAAAUUGAAACUGUCGAAGAGCCAGAAAAAUUGCCUAAAACUACUGUCACAAUUGAAGAAAUUGUUUCUGAAGAAGUAUCAGAUAUAACUGAAGCUAAACCAGUUGAAGAAUUAGAAAGGGUUGAUAUUGAAGAAAAACUUGUUGACGGUAAGAAGAAGAAAAUAAAGACCAAAAAGAGAGUAAUUAAGAAAGACGUAGAUGACGGUAAGCAGGAAAUAACAGAAAUUGUUACAAUUGAAGAAGACGAUAAGAAACCACAAACUUCUGUCGUUACUAUUUUACACGAUAGUUCUGUUAUUGAACCACUAGUGGAAGAAAUACUUAAACCAUAUAAACCUGACGAAAAGAAACCUGAAACCGCUAAACCCACUAUAGUAGAAUACCCUGAAGAAGUCACCGUUACUGAAAUAACAACUCAACAAGGCAAACCCUCUAAAAAAGUUACAAAGAAAAAGGUUAUUAAAAAACAGAUAGGUCCAAUUGAAGAAAUAACCAAUGUGGAAACUACUCAAGAAGGUGACAACGAACCACAAACCACAAUAACGAUUGUCGAAAUGGUUCCGGAUGAACCUCCAAAAUUUAUCGAACUUAAACCAACGGAACAAAUUCCGGAGAAAGUUGAGAUAACUGAGGAAGUAGUCGACGGUAAGGUCAAAAAGAAGAAAGUUAAAAAACAAAUCACCAAACGCGAGAAAGACGGUAAACCAGAAAUAACCGAAGUUAUAACCGUUCAAGAAGAUGACAAAUUGCCACAAGUAACCGUAAAUAUUUACACGUCCGACAACAAUUUCACAGAACCACUUCAACUCGAAACUGUCACAGACUUCGAUCAAACACCUGGUAUACCACAACGUAUUACUCCCAGACUGACACAUCACACAACCACAAAAACCAUUACAGAAGUACACACCCUAGAACAUACACAGGAAACACCACUAGGUGCAAUAACUGAAACCACUAAAGCGGAAAGAGUAACAGAAAUUCAAGAACCAGUAGUUGUGGAAACUGUGGAAACUCAGAAACCUAUUGAAGGUUACAAAAAAGAAGAAAAAGUACCGGAAGAAAAGAAGAAAGUUAAGAAACCUAAAUUGAAAAAACCUGAAGAAGAAAAACUUGUAAUUGAAGAACUUCCAGCUAAGGAAGAAAUAGCUCCGGAAGAAACAACAACUGAAACUACAGAAACUGAGAAGAAAGUCAGGAAACUCAGAAAGAUUAAAACAGAAGAAAUCCAAUUUCAAGAAGCUGUCGUUGAAGAAGUACCAGUUGUAGAAGAAGUUCCAGAAGAAGAUGACACAAAAAAGAAAAAGAAAGUCAUCAAAAAAGUGAAGACAGAAGAAAAACACUUCCAGGAAGCAGUGGUUAAAGAAAUUGAAGAAGAAAUUCCUGAAGAAAAACCGGAAGAAAUCACAACUGUCGUUGAGGAAAAAAUCAAGAGAAAAGUAAAGAAACCUAAACCGGAAGAACCCAUUGUUGAAGAAGAAAAACCAGUCGAAGAAGAAAAAGCGCCGGAAGAAAAGAAGAAGAGAAAGGUUGUUAAGAAAGUUAAGCCUGGUGAAACACCGGUUGAAGAACCUCUCGCUGAAGAAGAAAAGGUUCCAGAAGAACGUAAGAAGACUCGUUUGGUUAAACAAAAGUCAGUUCUUAUGCCUAUUGAACAUGUUGAACAAGAACAACCUAGCAAACCUAAAAUCGUACCUAUUAAAGAACUUCCACAACACUUUGCGGAAGUGAAGCUGCGCAAACCUAAGGCUCCUCAGAAGAAAGAUAUUCCGACCACUAAAGUACCAAAGAUGCGAUUAAAGAGUCGUAUUACCCAUAUAGAAUUUCCUCCAGAAACAGAAAAAGAACAAAUUCCGGUUAUUAAAGAACUAGAACCGGUCUAUAGAGAUAAUGGUGUUCUUUCUAGAAAUCUGAAAGAAGCUGAAGCUGCUCCAAAAACUAAACGACGAAGAAUGAAGAACUUUGACAAAGAACUCAAAGAUUUGGAAAAAUUAGAUCUUGAAAUAGAUGAAUUGAAAAAAACUGAACUUGAAAAAGUUGAUGAUCAAUACAAAUUUGAAAAGCAACCAAGAAAAAAAUCGGUUUCAAAAGAUGAACCCAAACCCUUGAAAAUCGGUAAAGGUAAAGUUCCAAAACCAGAAGAAGAAGACGAACAAAUAAAACUAAAGAAAGUUCCGGAAAAAAUAAUUGAAGAAAAACUUGAACCUGAGAAGAAACCGAAAAAGAUUACCGAAGAAGAAAAACCCAAGAAACCAGAAAAGCCUGAAGAAGAAGAUGAGCGAAUUAAAUUCAAACCUUAUGAUAUUGACAGAGAGGAACCUGAAAAAAUCGAGAAAGAAACGUUCGAACUUGAAAAACCUGAAAAGGAAAAGCCUGAUAAGAAGAAAGUGAAAAUACCUAAAGAAAAAAAAGGGAAACCGGAUCCAGAAAUGGAGGAAAUUACUUUAAAGAAAGGCAUUCCAAAACCGAAACCGGAAGAGCAAGAAGAAGAUGUUUCAUUUAAAGCUAAACAAAAGCCCAAACCUGAGGAACAACCAGAAGAAAUCAAACUGAAACCUUUCAAGAAACCUGAAGAGCCUGAACCAUUGCAAAAAGUGGAAAAAGAAUUGCCGGCGAAAUUAGAUAGUGUUCCUUCACAUGAUUUUGAAAAGGAUGAAAUUGAAUUUAAACCAUCUGAAGAUAAGGAAAAGGAAAAAGUGCCAAAGAAAAAGAAAAUCAUUGUAAAGAAACCGAAACAAAAAGUUGAAGAACCUGGAGUUGAACAACCCGAUGAAAAGGAACCUGUGGUAGAAGAAGUUCUAGAAGUUGAAGAAAAAGGACCUGAAAUUCCAGAAGUAGUAGAACCAAAAGCAGAAGUGCAACCAGUGGUUGAACCAGUUCCGGAAAAACCAACCGAAGAAGAAAAACCUAUGGAAGAAGAAAAGCGUAAGAAAAUUGUAAAAAUCAAGAAAAAGAAAGCUAAGGAAGAAGAAGAAAAAGAAGUAGAAACAAUUAAACCAAUUGAAGAACAAGAACCAGAAGUGAAAGAAAAGCCAAAACUCAUGAAAAUUGUUAGGAAAUCUCCUCACGAACCUCAAUUCUCAAAAAUAACAGAACAAGAACAAACAGUUAAUUUUGCCGAAAUUAAAUUACGCAAAACUAAAGUACCAGAAAAGAAAGAUGUUGAAGCACCCAAGGUCCAAAAACCGAUGUUGAAGAGUAGAAUUACUCCCAUAACUUUCCCUCCGAUAACAGAAAUUUUACAAAAACCCAUAAUUACAAUCUUGGAGCCUGUAUACAGAGAAAACGGUGUUCUGUCAAGAAAUGUAGAAGAAGCACAAAAAGUAAAGAGGAAGAAAAAGAAAGUUGUAGAUACAGAAAAACUGAAACAGCUAGAUUUGGAAGUAGAGGAAUUGAAGAAAGCCGAUCUUGAAAAGGUAGAUGAUGAAUUCAAGAAAAGGCCUGAGCCACGAAAAAAGGAAAAACCACAACCAAUUCUUAUCGAAAAAGCUUCAAUCCCACCUCUGCAGCAUAUUAAAAUUAAAGAACCGGAAUGUCAACCUAUUAACCUUGCUGAUAUCAAAUUAAAGAAACCAAAGGUUCCCAAAAAGGAAGAAGUUAAGGAAAAAGUCCGUAAACCAUUACUGAAAAGCAGAAUUGUUCAUGUACCUUUCCCACCAAUUGAAGAAUCUGAACAGAAACCUAAAAUUACAACCCUUGAACCGGUUUACAGAGAUAACGGUGUUAUUUCAAGAAAUGUGGAAGAAGCUAAAAAGAUUAAAAAGAAGAAACCCAUCAAGAUCAAAGAAAGUGACAUUGAUUUAACACAUCUGGAAAAACUAGAUUUAGAAAUGGAAGAAUUGAAAAAGAAGGAACUCGAAAAAGUAGAUGACCAAUAUAAAUACGAAAGAAAACCGAAAGAAAAAGAAGAGAAACCAGAGGAACUGGAAGUGAAGAUUAAAUUAGGCAAAGGUAAAAUGCCUGAUAAACCAGGACCUGACGAAACAGUCACUCUGAAGAAAGUACCUCAAAAACCAAAAGAAGAAGACGUUGAAGUUGAAUUAAAGAAACCUAAAGUUACAGAAAAAGAAAAACCAAUACCUGAAACAGAAGAAAAGGAAGAACCUAAACUUGAACCAUUUAAACCCUAUGAUGUGGAUAGGGAAGAACCUGAAAAACUGAAAUACGAACCUUCAGAAAUUGAGAAACCAGUAAAGGAGGAAGAAGACAAGGAAAAGAUUAAAAAAGUUAAAAAGAAGAAAGAAAAACCAGAACCAGAAACAGUUGAAACUAAAUUAGAAAUGGGCAAACCUAAACCGAAAGAAGAAGAAGAAGUACCCGAAAUAAAAUUGAAAUACAAACAAAAGCCUCCUCCUGAAGAAGCUCCUGAAGAAAUUAAAUUAAAACCAAUUGCGAAAGAGAAACCGGAAGAACCUGUAGAGGUUGUUGCAGUAAUCAAGCCUGAAGAUGGCCAAAUACCAAAAGAAAAACCUGUCGAAAUUGAAAAAGAAAUUGUACCUGAAGAAAAAACAGGAAAAAAGGUCGUUAAGAAGGUUAAGAAAAUUAUGAAACCUAAAGACACACCGGCUCCUGAGGAACCUGCAGUAACCGAAGAAGAAAUUCUAAAGCCAGUGGAAGAAUUACCAAAACCUGAAGAAAUACCAAAACCUGAAGAAAAAAUUGUUGACAAGGUGGAACCUAAGGAGGAACCUAAACUAGAAGAAGAAAAACCUGAAGAAAUUGCAGAGGACAAACCAAAAGAAGAAGAAGAAGAUACGGAAACUGAGAAAAUUAAAAAGACUAGAAAAGUAAUUAAAAAGAUUAAAAAACCAAAAACUGAAAGCACAGAAGUUGUUGAAGAAGAACCACUAAUUGAAGAACCCAAAGAAGAAAUCCCUCAACCAGUUGAAGAAGUAAAGAAACCUGAAGAAGAAAAACCAAAACCAGCCGAACCAAAAGUAGAAGAACCUACUCCAGUUGAGGUUAAACCAAUACCCAAAGGAAAAGAAGAAGAACCAAAACCGAUAGAAGUUAAACCAAAAAAACCUAGAGCACUUCCAAAAAAAGAACCCAAACCUGCCAAAUUACCAAGGUUGAAGAGCAGAAUUGUUUACGUAGACUUUCCUCCUGUUGAAGAAUCUGAAAGAAAACCGGUUAUCACGCAAUUAGAAAAAGUUGUACGCGAUCAAGGACAAAUCUCCAGAAAUGUCAAAGAAGCAGAGAAGGUUAUUAAAACUAAACGAAGAAAGCUCAAAGAGGACGACACAGUGCUUCAAGAUCUCGAAAAACUAGAUCUUGAAAUGGAAGAACUUAAGAAAAAAGAACUUGAAAAGGUUGAUGAAGCGUUUAAACUUGAAAAGAAACCUAAAAAACCCAAAGAGGAUAAAGUUGAAGAAAAAGUUCCUUUGAAGAUCGGCAAGGGAAAAAUACCUGAAAAACAAGAAGAGGAAGAGGAAGCCAUAAAACUAAAAAAAGCUCCCGAAAGAGUAAAAGAAGAAGAACUACCAGAACCAAAAGCACCUACAGUCAAAGAAAUAGAAGAAGUGAAGAAAGUUAAGGAAAAACCGGAAGAAAAUAAAGACACAAUCAAAUUCAAACCUACUGAUUACGAGAAGGAAGAGCCUGAGAAAAUCGAAUUUGAAAAACCAGAAUUCGAAAAACCGGAAAAAGAGGUUCCUGAGGAGAAAAAAUCUAAAUAUGAAAGGCAAAAGAAAGAAAAACCAACACCAGAAGAUAAGGAAAUUAAGAUAACUAAAGGUGUUCCUAAGAAGAAGGAACCGGACGAAGAAGAUGAGAUUAGUUUCAGGAAACCACAAAAAGAUAAACCAGAAGAAGAACCUGAACAAAUAACAUUGAAACCGUUCAAGAAACCGGAAAAAGAAGAACCAGAAACUGUAAUUGAACUGAAGAAAGAAGAACCAAAAAUACCAACAGAUGAAGAAGUUGAAAAGAUUACAAUUAAGAAAAAGAAAAAGAAAGUACUCAAGAAACCAGAGGAAGAGGAACCCGUAGAAAUCACACUAAAGAAAGAACCAGAAAAAGAAGAAGAAACUGCUCCUGUUGAAGAGGUUGUUGUGGUUAAAAAGAAACCAAAGAAACCCGAACCUGAGGAAGAACCUGAAGCUGAAAUCGUUCUUAAAAAACCAGAAAAAGUAGAGGAAGAAGAACCAUCGGUUGAACAAAUAGUCAUUAAAAAGAAACCUAAGAAAACAGAAGAACCAGUUGAGCAAGCGGUAGCAGAAAUAAUCAUCAAGAAGGAACCAGAACCAGAAAAAAUUGAGGACGAAGUAACAGUUGUGGAGGAAGUAAAAGUUGUAAAAAAGAAAAAGAAAGAACCUAAAAAACCGGAUGAAGACGCAGCUGCUGAAAUCACUGUAAAGAAAGAAUCAAUACCAGAACAAAAACCAGAAGAAAUUGUAGAAGAGGAAGUUAUAAUCAAAAAGAAACCUAAAGAACCGGAAAAGGUAAAAGAAGAACCUGAGGCCGAAAUUACAUUUAAAAAGGAACCUGAACCAGAGAAAGAAGAAAUAACUGUUGAGGAAGUAAGGGUUACAAAAAAGAAAAAGAAGAUUCCAGAAAAACCUCAAGAAGAAGCAGCUGCUGAGGUUACAAUAAAAAAGCCAGAAGAAAAGCCUAAAGAAAAAGUAGAAGAGAUAACAGUUGAAGAAGUUGUGAUUAAGAAGAAACCUAAAGAGCCCGAAAAGAUUCCAGAAGAACCAGAAGCUGAAAUAGCAAUUGCAAAGAAACCGGAACCAGAACAGGAACAAGUAACGGCAGAAAAAGUAACAGUCACAAAGAAAAAGAAGAAAAAAGUACCUGAGAAGCCUCAAGAAGACGCUGCUGCUGAAAUUACGAUAAAAAAAAUAGAACCCGUGCCUGAUGAGAAACCUGAGGAGGAAACAACAGAAGUAGUCAUUAAAAAGAAACCCAAGGAACCCGAAAAAGUUCCAGAAGAACCUGAAGCCGAAAUAACUAUUCCAAAGAAACCAAAGCCAGAGCAGGAACAAGCAACAGUAGAGGAAGUUACAGUUACAAAGAAAAAGAAAAAAGUACCUGAAAAGGCUCAAGAAGAAGCAGCUGCAGAAAUAACUAUCAAAAAAAUAGAACCAAUUCCUGAAGAAAAAACAGAGGAACCAACUGCGGAAAUCGUCAUUAAAAAGAAACUUAAGGUACCUGAAGAAGUUCCGGAAGAACCAGAAGCUGAAAUAACAAUCAAAAAGAAACCAGAACCAGAAGAAGAGCAAGAAACUGUGGAUGAAGUGAAAGUUACUAAGAAAAAGAAGAAAGCACCUGAAAAGCCACAAGAAACAGCAGCAGCAGAAUUGACUAUUAAAAAAAUACAACCAGUUCCUGAAGAAGAAAAAGAGGAAACAACAGAAGAAGUGGUAAUUAAAAAGAAACCUAAAGAACCCGAAAAGGUUCCUGAAGAACCCGCAGCUGAAGUUACAAUUAAAAAGAAACCGGAACCGGAAGUGGAAGAAGUAACGACUGUGGAAGAAGUAAAAAUUCCAAAGAAGAAAAAGAAAGUUCCUGUAAAGCAAGAAGAAGAAGCUGCUGCAGAAAUCACAAUCAAGAAGAUUGAAAAACCAGAAGAAAAACUAGAGGAAUCUUCAGUUGAAGAAGAAAUUAAGCUCAAGAAAAAACCUGUACCCAAGAAAGACGAAGAUGAAGCCGAGGCUGAGCUCACUGUCAAGAAACUAGAAGUUCAAGAACCACCUGAAGAUGUAGUACAAGAAUUUACCAUUAAGAAGAAAGGACCACCUCCACGUGUACCGUCAAUAGAGGAACAUGAAGAACAAGAAAUCACAAUAAAAAAAUUGAAGAAAGUAAGGAAACCAUCAAGACCUGACAUUCCGGAAUACACCGAAGUAGAAAAUGUCACAUUUAGACCUCGAGUGACCAAAACACUAGAAGACGUAGAACAAGAAUUUAAGAUUUCUUUGGAUUCUUAUGCAGAAGAAGAAAUCUCAAUGUCCGGCAAAAUCAAAUUGAAGAAAACCAAACCGAAAACCUACAAUGAAGAAAGCGUGGAUGAAUCUAUUAAAAUCACGCAAGAGGUUGAAGAUGAAGGUCCGGUAAUUGAAGAAAUCAUAGAUGAAGGAAGCGACGCUGAAGAACUUCCUUACGAUGAUGAAGAAUCUGAAAGCUAUAACGUUCCUCUACGUAGACCAUCACGCAAGUACUCAGUGUUUGAAGAAAUGGAAGAAGAAGUUUCGCUCGGUUUGAAGAAAGAACAGCCCGUCGAAUUUGAAGAAGAAUCAGUGACAGUGAAGAAGCGAAGCAAACCUAAGAGGAAACCAUCCUUCGACCAAGAAGCGGUAAGUUUGAGUAUUACCAAAGAAUCAGAGACCAUCGAAGAAACUCCCGAGAUUGUUGAAGUGGUAGAAGGGGAUGUUUACUUCUCAGUUCACUCUUACGUAGCAGAAGCAGAACAAGCAAUUGACCUUGUGGAAGGAGAAAGGGUUUACGUAUUAGAAACACCCAAUAGUGAUUGGUGGUUCGUUAAGAAGCAUCUAACUGAAGAAAAAGGUUGGGUACCUGCCCAAAUCCUAAUGGACGAACCCAAUUACACCAUGUAUGUUCAGAAGAAACUCAACGAAAAAAUUGACAAGCUUCCAGUUUUCGAGAAACCCAAACCUGAAGAAAAAUCAGUCGCACCUCGCUUCAUCGAAAAACUACAACCAGUAAUAACCCCAGAUGGUUACACUGUCCAGUUCGAGUGCCAAGUUGAAGGGUUCCCUCGUCCCCAAAUCACUUGGUUCCGCCAAACCGCCGUCAUCAAACCCUCCCAAGACUUCCAAAUGUAUUACGACGAAGAUAACGUUGCAACCCUCAUCAUCAGUGAGGUUUUCCCCGAAGAUGCAGGAACCUUUACUUGCGUGGCCAAAAACGCAGCCGGUUUUGCCUCAAGUACCACCGAACUGAUCGUGGAACUCCCCUUAUCCGACCACGGAUCCGACAUCACCGGACUUUCCCGGAAAAGCAUGUCACGUGAGUCAUCCCUCGCCGACAUCCUGGAAGGAAUACCUCCAACUUUCUCCCGCAAACCUAAACCACAAUACGUACCGGAGAAAUCCGACGUUGUGGUCGACUGUCGCCUUGUUGCGGUACCCGAACCCGAGAUCAUAUGGUACCGCAACGGCAAAAAGAUCACCACCAAGAACAAUGUCACGAUUAUUAUAACCUCAGACAUGCACAGCUAUACCACCAUUUUAAAAAUCAAAGAAGUGCAAAAGAAGCAAGAGGGUACUUAUGAGAUUGUGGCCAAGAACCGAGAAGGGGAAGCCACGGUUCAGUUUACUUUGAAGGUGAAAACGGGGGAUAAGGAACCACCACAAGUGCUAGAACCUUUGAAGUCAGUGACGGUGAGAAAAACCGAGACGGUGGUACUCAGUACUACAAUUGCCGGGAACCCGGCACCCACCAUCACAUGGUUCAAAAAUGGAAAACAGAUCAAAAAACCAACGAAGAAAGAUGGUGACACUUAUAGUUUGACUAUUGUCGAUACGACGAUGGACGAUACGGCGGAAUAUACGGUCAAAGCGACCAAUUCUGUUGGUACCACCGAGACGACAGCUCAACUCACAGUUGAGGAAUUUCCAGACAAUGCGGAACCACCCCUCUUCGUGGAACGUUUCGAGGAGCAGACCGUCCAAGAGAACUCCACCAUCAGACUUUUUGCCCGUGUUAUAGGAAAUCCGGUACCGGAAGUCUACUGGUUGCGCGACAAUAAGCCUUUGAAGCCCUCCGACAAGGUUAAAAUCUCCUACGAUGGUGAAAACAUCGAACUCACGAUCAAAAAAGCUGACUCGGAGACAGACACCGGCGAUUACAAGUGUAUUGCCAGCAAUCCGGCUGGAAAAGCUUCACAUGGGGCCAGAAUCACAGUAGAUGUUGAUGUGACCUUCACCAAGAAGUUGAAGAAGUCUUAUGAAACAAUCGAACGUGAAACCAUCGAAUUCGAGUGUGAGACUUCUCACAAAACGACGGCCACUAAGUGGUACCACAACGAUGUGGAAAUUAGUGGAAUGGAUCACCGAGUUGUGAUUCAAGAUGGCCGAACUCACAAACUCAUCGUGAAGAGAACUACGAAGAAAGAUGAAGGCCACUAUAAAUGUACGGUUAAAAAAGAGAAAACUGAGACGGUACUAACCGUCAGUGGGACCAAACCGAAAUUUGUUCGAGAGUUGCAAGAUUUGGAAAUUCCAGAAAAAGAAGUUGCAGUUUUGGAGGUUGAAAUCACAUCAGACACUGCUGAUGUCACUUGGAAGAAAGAUGGUACCGUGAUUGAAGAAACUGAUACUAAAUACACUAUUGAGAAGGAUAAAGGGGUAAGAAAACUCCUAAUUAGGAGUACCUCCAUCCACGAUGAGGGCGAAUAUACUUGCACCCUAAUUGACGAGGAAUGCAAAGCGGACGUGACAGUCAUUGAGUUACCACCUGAAAUCAUCACUCCUCUCCAAGACAAGACUGUCAACAAAGGAGAAAAGACAGUCUUCGAAAUCGAGUUGAGCAAAGGAGACGCUUUGGUACGCUGGUUCAAAAAUGGUACCGAAAUCCAGUUCUCGGAACACAUUCAAUUGUCAAUCGACGGCAAACGACAAAAACUAAAAAUUUACAAGACGGAACCCGAAGAUGAGGGAAUUUACAGCUGCGAAGUUGGUACCCAAAAAUCCAAAGCCAAUCUCACUGUGCAAGUACCCACAGUCACCUUCUUGAAGACUCUUCCAGAAUAUACUCUAGUUCCUAUGAAAACCAAUGCUGAGUUUUUGGUGGAAAUCUCGAGGGAAGAUGCUGAGGUACAAUGGUUGAAGCAAGGCAAGAAAAUUAAGAAGUCUUCAAAGUAUACCAUCACUGAAGAAAAGACGUUUAGGAAGCUUGUGGUCCACGAGGUGACUCACGAGGAUGAGUUCGAGUAUAGUUGUACUGUGGAAAGUUUGAAGACUUCAUCCAAACUGAUAGCUGGAGACAAGCCAUCGCCCCCGCGCGGCCCCCUCGAAGUGACUGGCAUGAGCGCCACCUCCUUCACCCUCAACUGGCUGCCCUCCGAGAGCGACGGUGGUUCUCCCAUCCUGGAAUACAUCGUCGAAAUGAAAGACAUCACUUCCAAGAAAGAUUUCAAGAAACUCGGCGCCACUAAAAGUGAUAAUACUAACAUUCCCGUCAAUUACUUGGAGAAGGAUCACGGUUACAAAUUCCGGAUCACUGCCAGAAACGCCAUCGGUAUUAGCGAUCCCUACCUCCCCGAAGAGACCAUAGUUGCCGGAUCGCGAAUCACGCCACCUUCGCCCCCGAUUAACCUAGCCGUGAGCGACGUACAAGGGCGAAGCGCCACGCUAACGUGGGAACCCCCCUUGAACAAUGGCGGAGCAGAAAUCACAGGAUAUGUGGUCGAGAAAAAACUAGAGUUUAUGCCCAAAUGGGAGAAAGUCUAUACUUUGGAAGGCAAUUGCCUCCAGUACACUUUUGAGAAUUUGAAGGAGAAAGGCGAGUACUUGUUUAGGGUGUUUGCGGAGAACCCCAUCGGGCUUAGUGUGCCUGCGACGACCGAUGUAGUAAAACUCAGAACCUAUGCAACGGUACCAUCACCUCCCACGGCCCCACUGGAGAUCCGUACCAUCGGCCCCAACGCUAUAGUGAUCGAAUGGGGGAUCCCCGAAUCCGAUGGAGGUUCCCCUCUCCUGGGCUACAACAUCGCUAUCAGAGACACCAAAAAGACCAUGUGGAUGGAAAUCGGUCGUGUGGGUAAAGGAGUCCAGAAAUUUACCAUUCGGGACUUGCAAGAGGACCACGAAUACAUGAUUCGAAUCUUUGCCAAGAACGAAAUCGGGUUAAGUGACCCUCUGGAGUCCGAUGAGCCCUUCAAAGUCCUUCCUUCGGGAGAAGCCGACCAAGACGACUUCCGAGAGGUCACCGACCGUGAACCCACGUCGUACAGUACCGAAACCACGACUUCUUGGCUGAGAGAAAACAGCAUGGAUGCUGACAUCAGUUCGUACUCCAAAGGCGAACUUUUACGCAAGGACGAAUACUUCUUCCGAAUUUGGUGUCACGCCAAAAAAUUAUUUAAAUAAAUUAUUGUAUAUUUGUUAUAUUAUUAGAUGUAAAUAAUUUUUUAUGAUUUUGACUGUUGGGGAGCUUACGAUUAAAGUGUUUUUAUUGGCUAAUUGCGAGGCGAAGUAAUCGACUUUAAUGUAAGCUCCAAUUAAGGAUACUGUGAUACUGAUGAUGAUUUUACUUAAUUGAACGAAACACGAAUUUGAAUGAGUUGCUUAAUAUGCUAACAUGGUUUUAAAACGUAUACGAAUUGUUUUUAGUUGUUUUUGUUUGGUUUUAUUGGACGACGAAUGCAGUGCCUUAUUACUCACUAGGAAUUAUUAUCAAUAUUACUGUUUAUAGUUUACACCCACUGGAAUUAAAUGUAAUCUUUAGUUUCAUAGAGAGAAAAAAUAUAGGUGCAAUUUAAGAUCAGUCAAAAAGCUAUAGAUUACAUUUGAUAAUUGAAGUUGUCUUAAUUACCGUUAUUUAAUAAAUUAUUGAAAAAUUAA
Molecule: messenger RNA, 74126 nt
Organism: Tribolium madens (black flour beetle)
Lineage: Eukaryota; Metazoa; Arthropoda; Insecta; Coleoptera; Tenebrionidae
Product: titin
Exons: 61
Coding region: 132-73652 (24506 amino acids)
Molecular function (GO): protein binding
Source: RefSeq, a predicted model, not a curated record